UACAAUGCAAAUAAUAUGUCUCAUUACCAGAUGACAACAAGGGUUAUUAUUUAUAGAACAUUAAUCAUUAAAAUGUUCAUUAAGUUUUUUGAAACCGCGCAUUGUCAGAGUGUUACGUUUUUGUCUAUUAUGAGUAUAUUUACGGGCACCUAAACACUUUCAAGUUCACCGUACACACCCUACAUUUCUUAAUAGAAAUAAAAAUAAAAAUAAUAAGAAAGAAUGAAAAAUAAUAAUAAAUAAAAUAAAACACGUCCCACAUAGAUAGUCGCCUGUAAGGGACCCUCUAAUUUUACAGAGAUCUAAAUAAAGCACAUUACUCAAACGUCGGUCUCCCACCACGACAGUGCCGCCGCCGCCACAGCCGCCAUCGUUCCAAGUACCCACAGUGCCACAUACUUCAGCGAUUCAGUUACCACCAAGGCGAGUCCGAGAGUGAAUAUCGAAAAGAACAACAAACACGAUACCACCGUCGUACUUAGCGAAAGACAUUUUCGGAAAUCGCUUGUAUACACUUAAAGAUAUCGCGAGGAAGCCUGUGCGAGACAACCGCGAGUGUGAAUUUAUAUAAUUGUUAAAAUUUGUGUCACGUGCGUUUUUCACUCAGGUUUUCACCGUUUUCCGUUCUGCCGUUUUUUUGUUUUGAUUUUUUUGCAAUUCGUUUAACGCGCGUGGAAUCACCGGGGCACAGGAGCCAGUGAAGGAUUUCGGUCCCGACCGUCGGCCAACCGUCCUGCCGGGGCGCGAGGAGACUUGUGCGUUAGCCAUGAACCGACAACAACAACAACAACAACAACAACAACAGAUUACCACCACCACCACCUCCUCGUUGUCAAACACUGGACAGAGGAGUGUGAACCGUACCGAACAACAUGUCACGAGACAAUUCACGCAGACCACACAGAGACAAGUUCACGAAGGGUUUAUUGUACAGCAGUCUACUCCAAAAUUUGGAAAUGACGCUGCUCCGCCAGUAUUUGAACAGAUAUUCAAAAACGCCAGAUUCGCUCAGGGUGGAAAUGCCGUUUUUGAAGGAAAGGUUACCGGUAUUCCAAAACCUUUUGUCUCAUGGACCAGGAAAGGCGCUCCACUAUUGGAGUCCAACAAAUACAAGAUGACGUAUGAUCAACAAACAGGGAAUGUUGUUCUUACGAUCAAUCAAAUCGGUCCAGGAGAUGAAGGCGAAUACACAUGUUCGGCGCGCAAUCAAUACGGCGAAGCAAUUUGUUCUGUUUUCAUUCAACCAGAAGGUCAUACAGUUCAAAUACCUCAAGGCACGUAUGGUUCGCAGCGAGUACAACAGACACAGAAUACGCUGUAUACAAAUAAUUAUUCAAACAUCGAUGAAGAUUUCAAAGUUGAUACUUUCGAAUAUCGUUUACUUCGUGAAGUGUCCUUCAGGCAGUCCGUCACCAAAAGGUAUCUGGGUGAAGAGGACGUCAAAUUUACAAGCAGCGCACACCAAGGCCCGGUCGUAGCACCUCAAGUGCUCCAGAAACCACGUAACUCGAAAUUAGUAGAAGGAUCGAACGCUACGUUUACUGUAAAAGUGUCAACAGCUAAGGAUACUAGGUUGACUUGGUUUAAGAACGGCCAGAGACUUGUAAACGGACCAAAACACCAGAUCAAUUUCACUAAUCAAGUCGCUACACUUUCCAUACCACAAGUUUGUUGUGAGGAUUCUGGGCAUUACACUCUGCUUGUAGAAAACCCACAAGGCUGUGUAGUAUCUUCUGCAUAUCUUGCCAUAGAACCGACGUCGAUGGCAUAUGACAGAACAGAAGACAAGGAGAAUGUAAUAACUAAGACUCACAACAAGCUCGAGUCAAUAGAAGUGGUUGAGGGCAAGAUGUUAGCACCAAACUUUGUGCGUGUAUGUGGAGAUCGUGACGUGACCGAAGGGAAAUUAACACGUUUUGAUGUUCGCGUUACGGGCAAACCGUAUCCCGAAGUCUCGUGGUAUAUAAAUGGUCAGCAAAUUAAGGACGACGCAACGCACAAGAUACUGGUUAACGAAUCCGGGGACCACGGUUUGAUGAUAACUAAUGUGUCUCAAGCCGACGCAGGUCAAGUGGUUUGUGUUGCAAGAAGUAAAUCUGGAGAAACUUCUUUCCAAUGUAAUUUGGGAGUUGUUGAAAAAGAACUUGUAGUUGCUCCAAAGUUUGUACAACGUUUUACACCUUUAAAUAUAAACGAAGGAGAAACAGUUACACUGAGUGUCAGAGCUGUUGGAACCCCAGUACCAAGAAUAACAUGGCAAAAAGAUGGUGUAAACAUCAGCGAACAACCAGGAAUGGUAUCUGUAUGGACCGAAGGAGGUGGUUCAGUAUUAGAAAUAGCAAGAGCUUCCCCGACAGACGCAGGUUGGUAUCAAUGUACAGCUCAAAAUACAGCUGGAUCGACAGCCACACGGGCUCGAUUAAACAUUAUAAGGAAACCUCGCCCUGAAGAUUUCUCAGAAGACAGACGUCUCAGGUUGCCAAAACCAACACGAGUAAUCGAACCUGAGCCUGAGCCAGAACCAGAAGUUGUUUUUCUAAAACAUGUCGAGAGAGCAAAAUACCAUACUCCUCGACCAGAAGAAGACAAGAUUUAUCCACCGCCAAGGUUCAUUGUUCCACUUGCAAACAUAUCUCAACAAGAAGAUGGUCGAAUUCAUUUUGAGGCUAGAAUUGAACCCAUUGGAGAUCCAACCAUGGUGGCUGAGUGGUUUGUAAAUGGUUAUCCAUUACAAGCAAGUUCUAGAGCUAUGACUUUACUAAAUUACGGUUUCAUAGCUUUGGAUUUGUUGGGCAUUAUAUCAGAUGAUGCUGGAGAAUACACAUGUAGAGUAACCAGUAGCUCGGGAACAGCUCAAUCUACUGCUGUUCUCAAAGUUGAAGGGAGAGAUGAAAUUGAUAAAUCAAGUCAAUAUCCAGACAGUUUAAAAUAUAUUGAACAAUUGGAAGAUUAUUCCAAAUAUCAAAGAAGUGAUAGUUACGAUGAAGUUCAGCCAUUACCACCUACUUUAGUAAAAUCAUUACAUGAUAUGGGUAAUUUACAAGAAGGUAGAAAUGCACAUUUCGAAGCUCAGCUUAAUCCAGUCAGUGAUCCAACAAUGAAAGUAGAGUGGUAUAAAGAUGGAAAACCUAUUACAGCAAGUUCAAGAAUAACAACAAUAUUUAAUUUUGGUUACGUAUCGUUAAAUAUUAUGCAUCUUCGUGCAGAAGACAGUGGAGAAUAUACAUUAAGAGCAAUAAACCGAUGGGGAGAAAUUAUCAGCACAUCAACAUUAAAUGUCAUUGCUCAUAGCAGUAUUACAGGUGAUUUAGGCUACCCAGAACAGCAAAGGUAUAUUGAUCAAACUGAGGCUUUAGAACAAUCUUACCUACAACAAAAAAAUCAGGAAUAUAAAAUAAGUGCACCAGAAAGUGUUGCACCACCACAAUUUAAAACACCAAUUAAAGAUCAACAAAACAUUAAAGAAGGUGGUUUCGCUCAUUUUGAAGCUAGAUUAGAACCAUUAGGAGACUCGACACUUCAAGUAGAAUGGUUAAAGGAUGGUAAACCAGUUGAAGCUAGUUCAAGAAUGACUGUAUUCUUCAACUUUGGAUAUGUUGCAUUAACAAUAAAAUAUGUAACUGUUUUUGAUAUCGGAACAUAUACUUGCAGAGCUUAUAAUAAUUUAGGAGAUGCUUCAACAUCUGCCACAUUGACUGUGCUAACGAAAAAAGAUGUAGUACAAGAUAGCCAACACCCUGGAGGUCUCGAACGGUUCCAAUAUUUAGAAGAUUCAAGAAAGAAUAAACGAAAGGCAGAAGAAGAAACAGUUGUUACACAAAAACCUAGAUUCCUUGGACCAUUAAAAGGAACAAAUAAAAUUGCUGAAGGGCAAAGAGCUCAUUUUGAAGUACGAGUAGAACCUCAAAAUGACGUGACCAUGAAGAUUGAAUGGUAUUUCAAUGGAAGAGUAAUAAUGAGCGCUAAUAGAAUUCAAACAUAUCAUGAUUUUGGUUAUGUGGCUUUGGAUAUUCUUGGUGUAAGAGCCGAAGAUAGUGGUACAUAUGUAGUUGUUGCAAGGAAUGCAUUAGGAGAGGCCCAGCUGUCAUCAACAAUGCAAGUUGAAGUUCGUUCAAAUAUUGAUACAUCUACUAUGCACCGUGGAGUAGUCGAAAAAGCUCCUUAUCUUGAAUCUAAAAAAUUCACUGAACCUCAGUAUGAUAUUGAGGAAAUUUCGAAGUCGAGACCUAUAUUUAUACAACCAUUAAGCGACCCUGCACCAUUGAAUGAGGGAAAAAAUGUUCAUUUGGAAUGCCGUCUUGAGCCUAUGGGUGAUCCUACGAUGAGAGUCGAAUGGUUCCAAAAUGGAAAACCUGUAACAGUUGGUUCGAGGUUCCGUACGUAUUAUGAUUUUGGAUAUGUUGCUUUGGAUAUCAUACAUGUCACAUCGAUUGACUCUGGUGAAUACACUGUGAGAGCUACAAACCAUUUAGGAUCAGCUCAUACAUCUGCAUGUGUCAAUGUAUUAUGCCGAUCAGAUAUUUUAACUGAAAGUCAAAAUGAGUAUGCAUUAGAGCAGAUACAAAUGUUAGAAGAUGCUUCAAGAUAUCAAAAAAUGACUACCGAAGAAGAAAGUAUUAUGCAAGCACCACAGUUCACAAAACCAUUACAUAAUAUACAGACAUCUGAAGGUACAAACGUACAUUUGGAAUGUAGAUUAAAACCAGUUGGAGAUCCAACUAUGAAAAUCGAUUGGCUGGUCAACGGACGUCCUGUAAAAACAGGACAUAGGUUCCGCCCUGCCUAUGAUUUUGAUUAUGUAGCAUUGGAUUUAUUAAGUGUAUAUCCUGAAGAUUCUGGAGUGUAUACUUGCCAAGCUAGAAAUGAAAUGGGUGAAGCUGUUACCUCUAGCUCAGUGAAAGUGAUUGCAAAACAGAAUUUAAUAUUAGAUUCACAACAUCCACAUGGUCUGGAAAAAAUACAAUAUCUAGAAGAUUCAGCGAGAUACAAAAAGGCUGAAAUGAUUGAAGAGUCUGUUAAAAUAAAACCUCGGUUUUUGUCCAAACCAAAGAAUGUGGAGAAUUUAAAAGAAGGACAACAUGCUCAUUUUGAAUGUAAAUUAGAACCAGUCACUGAUUCUAACCUAGAAGUCCAGUGGUUUAAAAAUGGAAAACCAAUUAUUAUUGGCCAUCGCUUUAGACCCAUCCAUGAUUUUGGGUAUGUGGCCUUAGAUAUCAUAGAUGUCAUUGAAGAAGACACUGGAACUUAUACGUGCCGGGCUGUUAAUUUACUUGGCGUUGAUGAAACAAAUGUUCAUUUAACCUGCAGAAGUUCGUCAGGUAUUGUAACAGAUACUCAAAACGAAAUGGGUCUUGAACAAAUUCAGUAUCUUGAAGAAAAAUCUAGGUACAACAGAAGAGAAGAUAUUGAAGAAACAACCACUCAGGCUCCAAUUUUCACUACUUCGUUGAAGCAUUGUGAUAUUAAAGAAGGCCAGCGAGCUCAUUUUGAAUGUAGAUUAAUCCCAGUAUCUGAUAACACCAUGAAAGUUGAAUGGUUCCAUAAUAAUGUCCCAAUUAAAUUCGGAUCACGAUUUACUGAAACUAAUAACUUUGGAUUUGUUGCAUUGGAUAUUCUUCAAUGUUUACCUGAAGAUUCUGGCACAUACACAUGCCGUGCAACUAAUUGGCUAGGACAAUCUAUUACAUCAGGAAAUCUCAACGUUCAAUCGAGAAAGUCAAUUUAUUUGGAAUCUCAACACGAAGAUGCAUUAGGACGUUUAGCUCAGCUUGAAAACUCAAACCGUUAUCAACGUCAAUCAAUUAUAGAGGAUGCAGUAACACAAGCUCCAGUAUUUACUCAACCUAUGAGAGAUAGUACAAUGAUUGAAAGUCAGCCUGCUCAUUUUGAAGCAAGAUUAAUACCAGUGGGUGACGACAAAUUAAAAGUAGAAUGGCUAAGAAAUGGAAUUCCUAUUCAAGCAUCUAAUCGCGUAUCAACAAUGCAUGAUUUUGGUUACGUCGCCCUUAAUCUUAAGUACGUCUAUCCUGAGGAUUCUGGUACUUAUACAUGCAGAGCUAUAAAUGAUUUAGGACAAGCAGUCACCUCAGCUACACUGAAUGUGCAUUCUAAAGCUUCUCUUCAAUUGGAAAGUCAACACGAAGCAGCAUUAGAUAAAUUAAGACAGCUCGAAGAUUCUAACAGGUACAAGCGUACAGAACAAAAAGAAGUGGAAGUUACUGAGGCACCUAAGUUUAUUGUGCCAUUAAAUGGAACUGAAAGUUUAAUUGAAGGUCAAAGUGCUCAUUAUGAAUGUCGUAUAGAGCCUUAUCCUGAUCAUACACUGCAAUUAGAAUGGUUACAUAAUGGGAAACCAUUACAAACAGGACAUAGAUUUAGAACAACUUAUGAUUUUGGUUUUGCGUCAUUGGAUGUUUUAUCUGCUUUACCAGAAGAUUCGGGAGAAUAUACUUGCAGGGCAAUUAAUAAACUCGGUAGGGCCGAGUCAUCAGUUAAGCUAAGAGUUCAAUCUCGAGCAUCGAUUAUUAGUGAAACUCAACACCAAGGAGCUUUGAACAAAAUACAGUAUCUGGAAGAUGACUCUAGAUUUAAAAGAGCAGCUGCUGAAGAUGUUUUAAUGACAGAGAAACCACAAUUUGGUCGACCUCUUAAGAACAUAGAACAUCUUCCAGAGGGUCGUAGUGUACAUCUUGAAGCUACAUUAAUUCCAGUUAAUGACCCUACUAUGAAGGUUGAGUGGUAUAGAAACGGAAUACCAAUUCCUCAAGGCCACAGAUUUAAGACAGUUUAUGAUUUUGGAUUUGUUGCUUUGGAUGUACUUUAUGCUUAUCCUGAAGAUUCAGGUACAUACAUGUGCAAAGCCAAAAAUGCUGCCGGAGAAGCAGUCACUACUUGCAUUGUAACAGUUGACUCUAAAUCUGGUCUUCAGUUAGACACUUUGGAUGAAGAUAGAUUGAAAAAGAUUAAACAACUUGAAGCUUAUGAAAGACCUACAGCUCAAGAAGCAGUAUUUGAACUUCAAAAACCAGUAUUCCUCACACCUCUUAACAGCCUUGAAUUAUUGAAAGAAGGAGAACAUGCUCAUUUAGAAACUCGAAUUGAACCAAUUAAUGAUGCUGAUUUGAAAAUAGAAUGGUUUGUAAAUGGAGUUGCAAUCAAAACAGGUCAUCGUUUUAAGACUACACAUGAUUUUGGAUAUGUUGCAUUGGAUAUUUUGUAUGCAUAUGCUGAAGAUUCCGGUACUUACAUGUGUAAAGCCACUAAUAAAAAAGGAGAAGCAGUAAAUACCUGUCAAAUAAAUGUUGCCUCUCGUAGAAGUAUCUACUUAGAAACGCAGCAUCCUGAUGGUUUAGAAAAGAUUCGUGAACUUGAAGCGCAAGGACGCCCAGCAAAACUUGAAAUCAAUGAGCCUCCGCCAACAGCACCAACAUUAACCGAUCUAUGGGGCACUACUGAGGUAGCUGAAGGAAAAACAGCCCACUUUGAGUGUCAAGUAAAACCUGUCCACGAUUCUAAAUUGAAAGUUGAAUUCUUCCAUAAUGACAAACCCCUCGGAUCUGCUUCUCGUUUCCAUACUACAUAUGACUUUGGUUACAUAUCUUUAGAUAUUGGCCAUGUUGUUCCUGAAGAUGCUGGAAAGUACACUGUUAAAGCUACUAAUGAAUUGGGUCAAGCUACUUCGAAUAUUAAUUUAUUAGUUCAAGGAGGUGGAAGUAUAAUUUUGGACUCUCAAAGACCUGAAGGAUUAGAAAAAAUAAAAGAGUUAGAAAUGGCUGUACCUUUCAAACGUGCAGAUUAUUCAGAACCUAUAUCAAAACAAAGACCAAUGUUUACACAACCUUUACAAAAUAUUGACAGCAUAAAUGAAGGACAAACAGCUCACUUUGAAUGUCGUCUUAUCCCAAUUGGUGAUUCGUCGAUGACUGUCGAAUGGUUUAGAAAUGAAAAACCAUUAGAAACAAGUUCAAGGAUUACAAAAACAUAUGACUUUGGUUAUAUAUCUUUAGAUAUUUCUCAUGUAAGAGAUGAAGAUAAUGGGGUAUAUAGUUGUAAAGCCACAAAUGCUCUUGGUGAGGCGGUUUCAACAGCCUCUAUGAGAGUUAGAACAAAAUCUGAUAUUCAGUUGGAGAGUCAACAUCCAGAAGGUCUUAAAAAAAUUGUUGAAUUAGAACGUGGUCAAGAGCCAUUGAAGAGAGAGGAAGCAGAGAGAUCAUUUGAGAAACCGAUUUUCACACAACUUCUUACAGGCCCUUCAGAGCUUAUUGAAGGUCAACAUGCUCAUUUUGAGUGUAGAGUUGUACCAGUAGGUGAUCCAACAUUACGUUUUGAAUGGUAUGUUAAUGGAGUCGAAUUAAAAAUGGGUUCAAGAUUCCAAGUAACAAAUGAUUUUGGCUUUGUUACAUUGGAUAUCAGCUCAACUGUCGCAGAAGAUUCUGGAGUUUAUACAUGCAAAGCAAUUAACAGGGCUGGAGAAGCUGUUUCUUCCACUUCAAUGAAAAUAAAACAUCGCUCAUCAAUUAUUCAUGAACCAAUACAACCUGAUGCAUGGGAAAAAAUCCAGCUUAAAGAAGCAGAAAUGAAUAAAGUUCCUGAAAUGUUUAUUGAUACAAGACCACAACAAGCACCUGUUUUUACGUCACAUUUGCAAAAUCAAGACCGUCUAGCUGAAGGUCAGCACGUUCAUUUAGAAGCUCAAGUAGAACCUAGAGCAGAUCCUAAUCUUCGAAUUGAAUGGUUCAAAAAUGGAGUCACUUUAACAACUGGUUCAAGAAUACGCAGCACUUUUGAUUUUGGUUUGGUCACAUUAGCAAUAAAUAGUUUGAGACCAGAUGAUUCGGCUAUCUAUACAUGCAAAGCAUCAAACCUUUUGGGCGAAGCUGUUUCAACUUGUACAUUAAAAAUAUCCGAUAGCCAUUGGUUAUUAAGUAACACUUUGCACCCCGAAUCACUAUCAAAAAUUGAAGAUUUGGAAAAACCACAUACUGGACAAGUUGAAGGCCCAGAACCAGUUUUUGAAAGUCCUGUUUUCAUUUCUCAUCUUAAUAACUGGGAAUGUAAAGAAGGAAGUGAUGUUCAUUUUGAAUGUCAAGUAGAACCUUCCAAAGAUCCAACUUUGAAAAUUGAUUGGUUUGUAAAUGGAAAACCACUUCAAAGUGCAGCACGAUUCAAGUCUGCCUAUGAUUUUGGUUUUGUGACAUUAGAUAUACAUCAUGCAUACUCGGAAGAUUCUGGGAUAUAUACUUGCAAAGCUAGUAAUAGCAAAGGUCAAGCUGUAACAACUGGAACAUUAAAAUGUACAGGUCUCCAAGGCAUUCAUUUAGACACACAACAUCCACAAGGCAAAACUGGAUUAGAAAAGGUACAAAAAGUAGAAGAUAAUUUAGCUUCUAAAUAUCAACGUCAAGCAUCUUUGCCUGAGGCGGCUUUCCCAAAACCAAUAUUUGUUGUACCCCUUGAAGCUGAAUUCAUAUUAGCCGAAAGUAAACCACUGCAUUUGGAGGCUCAAGUUGAACCCAAGAAUGACCCCAAUCUCAAAAUUGAAUGGUACUUUAAUGGAAAAGUACUUGAUUUAGGAUCGCGUUUUAAGACAAAUAAUGAUUUUGGUUUUAUAAGUCUGGAUUUAACUGAUGUGUAUGAACGAGAUCAAGGAGUUUAUACCUGCAAAGCAUAUAACCAUUCUGGAGAAACAUAUACUUCAACAACUGUGUAUUGCAGUAGCAACAAAGGAUUAAUUGAACAUACCCAACACCCGAAAGGAGAAGAAGGCUUGGAAAAAAUUCAAAGCUUAGAAGAAUCUCUACAAAGGCAAAAACAAGGAAUUACGGAUAAAGAGACUGGGCAUGCGCCUGUUUUCACUUCACAAUUCAAAGACCUUGGUUUCUUAAGUGAAGGUGAAAUUGCUCAUUAUGAAGCUUCAUUAACACCUGUUGGUGAUCAGAAAAUGGUUGUUGAAUGGUUCUACAAUGGAAAUGCCAUCGAAGCUAGUCACCGUAUUCGUACAAUUUAUGCAUUUGGAAUGGUUGUUCUUGAAAUUCUUGGUACUAAAAUAGCUGAUACAGGAACAUACACUUGUAAAGCAACAAAUGAUUAUGGAUCUGCAGAGAUGAGUGUUACACUAGAAUGUGUAGAAAGAAUAACUGGCCAAAAACCAAAAUUCACAUCUCAAAUUCAGACUCUUGUUGGCUUAAAGGAUGGAGAUUCUGCACAUUUUGAAUGCACAUUAAUACCUGUCAAUGACCCAGAUUUAAAAGUAGAAUGGUUCCACAAUGGUCAACCGUUAUUACACAAAAAUCGCGUUAAAAUGAUUUCCGAUUUUGGAUUUGUUGUCAUGGAUAUAGCAUAUAUACAGAACCAUGAUUCUGGAGAAUAUGUGUGUAAAGCAAGCAAUAAGUAUGGUGAAGAUAUAACCAAAGCCACAAUCCAAUACUCUGGAAAAGGUGGUGUGUAUUUAGAUUCAUUGCAACCUACUUCCUUAGCUAGAAUUCGUGAGUUAGAAAACGCAACGGGUCAACCAAGUGGAUUUGCAUCAUCUCCGGUAUUAGAAGCUCCUAAAUUCACAACUCAAUUGGUCGACAUAACAAAUUUGAAAGAAGGGCAAAGUGCUCACUUUGAAGCUCGAGUUACACCAGUGAACGAUCCAAAUCUUGUUGUUGAAUGGUAUUUCAAUGGUGAAAAACUACAACAUGGUCAUAGGUUUAGAACAUUCCACGAUUUUGGUAUAGUAAUAUUGGAUAUACUGUAUUGUUAUGAAGAGAAUUCUGGAGUAUAUGAGUGUAGAGCAUUCAAUAAAGCAGGAACUGAUACUACUAAGGCAAAUCUUCGUUGUUCCUCCAAAACCAAUUUGAUCUUAGAUUCUCAACUGCCUCGUGGAAUGGAAGGAGGAUUAGAAAAAAUCCAAACUCUUGAAGAUUUAACUCUCAGAGUUAAAGAUGAAAGAGUAUCUGUGGAAAAUCGCCAAGCUCCAAUGUUUACUGAACCAUUAUCCAAUAUUGAUAGUCUACGAGAAGGUGAAAGUGCACAUUUUGAAGGUCGCCUGACACCUGUUGAUGAUCCUAACUUAAAGGUGGAAUGGUUUUGGAAUGGAAAACCAUUAAAAGCUGGUUCUAGAUUUAGGACUUUCUGUGAGUUUGGUUUCGUUAUAUUGGAAAUAUCUCCAGUAUAUCCUGAAGAUUCUGGAGAAUAUUCAUGCCGAGCUUCUAACCAUUAUGGUGAAGCUGUCACUACAGCCAGCAUGAAAGUUCAAGGAAAGAGAAGUAUCAUAUUUGAAUCACAGCUUCCAAAAGGAAUGGACACCACUAUUGAUAGAAUUGCGGAGCUUGAAGGUCUUGGAAAAUCGAGGGCAACUAUUGAAACCGAAGAUGAUCUGGGAAGAGCACCAGAAUUUAUUACAACUCCAGCUGAUCUUAGUUUGUCAGAAAAUUCGUUGGCUCAUUUUGAAUGUAGGCUUGUACCAUCUAAUGAUGCAAGCAUGACAGUUACUUGGUUCCAUAAUGGCAAAGUAUUAUCGGCCGGAUCACGUAUAAAAACAAUCAAUGAUUUUGGAUUUGUUAUCCUUGAAGUAGCUGGUGUUUACAUUAGAGAUUCUGGUCUAUAUACUUGCAAGGCUACCAAUAAACAUGGAGAAGCAACUGUGUCAUGUAAGUUACAAGUAAAAGGCCGGCAAGGUAUAGUUUUAGAACCUCAAUUGCCUAAUACAUUCAGAUCUGGUACAAAAAGUAUUCAAAAACUCGAAGAGAAUAUGUAUAAAAAGGAAGAAAUAUUGGCUGAAGAUGAAAAACCAAAUCCUCCUAGGUUUACUGUAGAAUUGAAGGAUGCAUUGGAUGUCCAAGAAGCCAAAUCUGUACAUUUUGAAUGUAGAGUAGAACCUGUUAAUGAUUCUACAUUACGGAUCGAUUGGUUUUUCAAUGGAAAACCAUUUGCCACUGGCUCACGUGUACAUGUGAUAAAUGAUUUUGGAUUCAUAUCUUUGGAUAUGGACUAUGUUUACUCUCGAGAUUCUGGCGAAUAUAUAUGUCGUGCAACAAACAAAUGGGGAACUGCCUUUACAAAAGCAAAAUUAACUUGUACUGCCAAACUAAAUGUCAUAUUAGAAUCACAAUUACCAGAUGGAAUGAGUGGAGAAAAGUUAAAAGCGUUAGAGCAAGGGCCUGUACAAGAAAAAAAAAUUCAUGAUGAGAUAGAAGCAAUGCCACCAAAAUUCUUAGCUCAGAUUGAGUCAACAACUGUCGAAGAAGCAAGUUCGGUGCAUUUUGAAACUAGAGUCGAGCCUAAAAAUGAUCCAAAAUUAAGAGUAGAGUGGUACAGAAAUGGAAAACCAUUACCUUCUGGGCAUAGAUACAAAUCUAUAUUUGAUUUGGGUUUUGUAUCUUUGGAUAUACUUUCUAUGUACUCUGAAGACUCAGGAGAGUACAUUUGUAGAGCUGUAAAUGAUCACGGUGAAGCUAUUACCAAAGCUAUGGUCACAUGCAAACAGCUCCCAACAAUAUUACUUCAAAAUCAAGUACCCAAAGGUAUGAAAAAGUCAGAGGCUUUGACUCAAAUGGAAGCAGCUAUUAAAAAAUACACAUCUGAGAUUCAUUUAACCAUAGAUGAUUUGUAUGAAGUUGAGAAGAAACAACCACCAAGGUUUGUCACCCAAAUUAAAGAUCAGUUGUCGUUAGUUGAAAUGGAAUCAACCAAAUUCGAAUGUCAAUUAGCUCCAGUUGGUGAUCCUAAUAUGAAGGUUGAGUGGUUCUUAAAUGGCCAACCAUUAAGACACAAGAAUAGAUUUAAUCCAAUUUAUGAUUUUGGUUACGUUGCAAUGAAUUUCGGUUGGAUAUAUCCUGAAGACAGUGGGGAAUAUGUUUGUAGGGCUACUAAUUUAUAUGGCCAAGAUGAAACCAGAGCCACUAUAAAAACGUCUGGUAAGCCAGGUAUCAUUUAUGAUUCACAGCUUCCUAAAGGAAUGAAGAGUAUUGAAAAAAUAAGAGAAAUGGAAGCAUCAUGGCAAGUAACACCUGAAAUGAAAGAAGAAGAAGAAAAACGUAGAGAACCACCACAAUUUGUAAGCAAACCGGAACCUGUCACUAUAUGUGAAGGUGAUUGGGCUAGAUUCUGUUGUAGAGUCACUGGUUUCCCAAGACCAAGAGUUAUGUGGCUAGUCAAUGGAAACACUGUAGUCAAUGGAAUGAGGUACAAAUUAAAUUAUGAUGGAAUGUGGCAUCUUGACAUACCAAAGACAAGGCAAUAUGACCAUGGUAAAGUUGAAGUUAUUGCUAGAAAUGCAUGUGGAGAGACUCGUGUGGAAACAAUGCUCACAGUGAAUUCAAGACAUGAUGAUUACAGAGGAGUUUUGAAAAACUCACCUAGACCAUGGUACGACAGUGAUUUGGUGCAGUAUCAAAGGGAUCUUAAAGAGAAUGAACUAGAAAAAGUGUUUACUGAUAGAGCAUCAAAUGUUCAAAAUGUUGAUUAUAGCAAUAUGAUUAUUUCAACGGUUGGUGUUCAAAUGAAACAAAAACAAUUAAGUGAGUCAAAACCCGAAUGGACUGAAGCUGUAAAACAAAAGAAGAAUGAAGAUUAUUAUAGUAAAUUGAGUAAAUUGGAAGGAGAUCAAGUGGUAAAAGAGGCAAGAAUCAGAGAAGCUAGUCAUCAAGUAUCAUUAGCAGGCGAGAAGUUGAAAACUACAUCCAAAAAUAUGUCUUCAAAUUACGAAGAAUCGUUAGAUAAAGAUAAAAAAGAAGAAUUAAUGCCUUGGCAAAAAACAAAGUUACUUAAACCACGGGGUGAUCAAAGUCAACAAAUAAUACCGGAUCCGUCUGAGUCUUCUGUGCAUGGAAAAGAAAUUCACGUAGCAAAACAGCAACAGACACAAAAAGAAAUACAAGGUGACAAAGAAAUACGCAGAAAAAUUACUGCUACCGAAACGACUGAAGUAGAGCACACACGCAAAAACCAAGAAAGGGUAGUCCAAGGAAAAGUUGAACCGUCCAAACCGCCAAUAUUUACAACUAAAAUUCAACCCUGUCGUGCAUUCGAACAGGACCAAGCACGUUUUGAGGUCGAAUUCGAUGGUGAACCAUUACCAACGAUCAAAUGGUACCGAGAAGACUUUUUAAUACAAAACUCACCAGACUUCCAAAUACACACGUUUAGUACGAAGUCGAUACUAGUUAUUAGACAAGUAUUUAUGGAAGAUUCUGGCGUGUUUGCCGUCAUCGCAGAGAACAGAGGUGGUAAGGCAAAAUGCAGUGCUAAUCUACUUGUCGAAGAACGUAAACAAGUCGGCAGGAAAGGACCCGGUCCACCAAGUUUCCUUACUACAAUGCAAGGAGCAGUCGUGAAAGCCGGUCAACUAGUCAGGUUUGACGUUAAAAUCAGCGCUAAUAAGCCACUGGAUGUAUAUUGGUUAAAAAACGGAAAGAAAAUCACCCAGGAUAUUCGUUACAAAACAGUGGACGAAGACAACCAAUACACGCUUUUGAUCAUCGAGUCAGUCACCGAAGACAGCGGAACCUACGAGUGUGUGGCCAUCAACAAUUCUGGUGAAGCGAGGUGUGAAGCUCCGUUGUUAGUCCAACCCUUGGAACAGAAGGAUAAACCCAAAUCAAAACCCAGUGGUAAAGAGCAGGCGCCAACAAUCACUCAACCGUUGUCCGGACAAGUGAUUCACGAGGGACAACCCGUGACGUUCAGCUGUAAGAUUUCUGGACAACCUCCAAUAACAGUAAAAUGGCAAAAAGGUGAUAAAGUGAUUAAACCGUCAAAAUAUUUCCGCAUGACGCAAGACGGGGAAACGGUAUCACUUCAUAUAUCCGAAGUGUUCCCUGAGGACGAAGGCACGUAUAAAUGUCUAGUGUCGAAUGCCGGUGGCCAGGCUGUCCUAUCAGCUAAUUUGAAAGUCAUUGUACCUGAAAAUCAAGAUGUAGCUCCAACUUUGAGCCCAAUGAGAGACGUUAUCGUUCCAGAAGGUAAUGCGGCUCAGUUCCGCACGCAAGUGUCGGGUCAACCGUCACCGUCUGUACAAUGGUUUAGAGAAGGAACACUUAUUCCCGAAACACCAGAUUUUAAGAUGAUGUACGAAGGUAACAUGGCCGUUCUGUUGAUAACAUCGACAUACGAAGAAGACUCUGGUGUGUUCACGUGCCGUGCCACAAAUAGCGCUGGACAAGUAGAGACCUCGGCCAAACUUACGGUGAAAAGACAACGCGGCGUUACUUAUAAGACCGGUACAUUUGACGAUAAAGGUGUAGUGGAUAGCGUACAACUAAAUCAAGUGUUAGGAAAAACAAAAGAAAUAGGUCCUCAAAUUUCUAUUAAAAAUAUUAAAAGUGAUAAAAAAGGGUUAGAAACAAGUAAUAAUUUAUUGCCAUGGAGAAAAGGAAUUGUUGUUGACAGAAUCAGAAAAACAUCAGUAGAAGCUAAAAGCAUAAUUACAGAGAAUGUAAUUAUUGAACCUACAGAAAUUGGUGAUUUAAUCACAGUUACACAAGAAGGAAAAUUCAUAUAUACAUACGUUACAGAACAGAUAUUUACUUUAAUUCAAAAUAAAAUUGAUACUAAAGAUGUAGAAAAGGCAAAACAAAUAAUUAAUCAAGUUUUGGUAAAAAAAAUGAAACAAGGUGAUAUUGUGAGUUUAAACGAAAAUGACAAAAAAGAAAUAGUUUGCGAGGUAACUAAUAAGUUAACACAGUUAUAUACAAAGAAAGUGGAUAACAAAUCGUUCGCAAAGGAUAUGCUGAACAAAGUAUUAACACGAACUAUGGAAAAGGAACACCAAAUUCAACCCUAUACACCAGAAGAACAAAAGAAAGAUGAAACUUUCGUAACAACAACUAAAAUGAUUUUCACAAAUAAAAAUAAAUCACAAAGGGACUCAAAAUUGACAGGAGGAAUUAUAGAACCAAUAAAACUCAAGAUGGAUAAACAUGAACCACAAUCUGAAGAUAAAAUUAUUCCUAAUCAAAAACAUCAGAGUAAAUUUUAUUUCGGAGAACAGCAAACUGAGAAUUAUGAUAUCGUUCCAGAUGAAUACAAGCCUAAAUUAAAAAUAGAAAGUAUUGAGAAUAUAGAAGCCAAAGGUCAACAACAUUACAAUACGAGACCAUGGUUAAUAAAACAUAAUAAAGAUACAACCAGUCAGGAAAUAACUUAUUCACCGGAAUACGAAGAUACUUCAAAUAAUGAAAUUAAUACUUCUAAUAAAGAUUUAAAAACAAAAAGUCAAAGAAAAACCAAUAUUCCUUGGACAGAAGAAAAAGUAACAUUGAAAAAGACAACUAUAGAAAAACAGGUUUUAUCCAAAGAGAAGAUAGAAGACGUGAUACUGAGACCAUCAAACUACAACAAAGAGGAUGCAAUAAUAAAAGAAAGUAUUCCACUAUCAAUUUAUACUAACGAUGAAGAAAAACCCAUAAUUCAGGAAAUCAAUGAUACCCCAAGCGAUGAUGUCAAAACCAAAUCUAAGAAAAAACCUUCUGUUCCUUGGCAAGAAGAAAUUGUCACACUCAAGAAAACAAAAACACAAAAGCAACCAUUAUCAAAAGAAUCAGUUGAAGAAAUCACUCUUAUACCGUUUAAGAAACCGGUAGUAGAAGAUAUCCCUGUUGCAGAAGAGACUCCAGAAACCGAUACAACUGAAAUAGUGGAAUCAGUUGUUGAAAAAGGUGGUAAACGCCGUGUCAGGAAAACUAAAACAGUCGUAAAGGACGAAGUUCUAGAAAACGACGAAAUCGUAGAAGAACAAAAACCUACCAUUGAGGAAGUCGAUGAUACACCAGUUGAAGGGGUUCCAACUGAACAGCAAAGAAAACCAUCAGUACCAUGGCGCGAGGAAACUGUAACACUCAAGAAAACAAAAACACAAAAGCAACCAUUAUCAAAAGAAUCAGUUGAAAACGUCACUCUCAAAACAUUUAAGAAACCGGUAGUAGAAGAUAUCCCUGUUGCAGAAGAGACUCCAGAAACCGAGACAACUGAAAUAGUGGAAUCAGUGGUUGAGAGAGGUGGUAAACGCCGUGUCAGGAAAACUAAAACAGUCGUAAAGGACGAAGUUCUAGAAACCGACGACAUCGUAGAAGAACCAAAACCUACCAUUGAGGAAGUCGAUGAUACACCAGUUGAAGAGGUUCCGACUGAACAGCAAAGAAAACCAUCAGUACCGUGGCGCGAGGAAACUGUAACACUCAAGAAAACAAAAACACAAAAGCAACCAUCAUCAAAAGAAUCAGUUGAAGAAGUCACUCUUAAACCGUUUAAGAAACCGGUAGUAGAAGAUAUCCCUGUUGCAGAAGAGACUCCAGAAACCGAGACAACUGAAAUAGUGGAAUCAGUGGUUGAGAAAGGUGGUAAACGCCGUGUCAGGAAAACUAAAACAGUCGUAAAGGACGAAGUUCUAGAAACCGACGACAUCGUAGAAGAACCAAAACCUACCAUUGAGGAAUCCGAUGAUACACCAGUUGAAGAGGUUCCAACUGAACAGCAAAGAAAACCAUCAGUACCGUGGCGCGAGGAAACUGUCACACUCAAGAAAACAAAAACACAAAAGCAACCAUUAUCAAAAGAAUCAGUUGAAGAAGUCACUCUUAAACCGUUUAAGAAACCGGUAGUAGAAGAUAUCCCUGUUGCAGAAGAGACUCCAGAAACCGAGACAACUGAAAUAGUGGAAUCAGUGGUUGAGAGAGGUGGUAAACGCCGUGUCAGGAAAACUAAAACAGUCGUAAAGGACGAAGUUCUAGAAACCGACGACAUCGUAGAAGAACCAAAACCUACCAUUGAGGAAGUCGAUGAUACACCAGUUGAAGAGGUUCCGACUGAACAGCAAAGAAAACCAUCAGUACCGUGGCGCGAGGAAACUGUAACACUCAAGAAAACAAAAACACAAAAGCAACCAUCAUCAAAAGAAUCAGUUGAAGAAGUCACUCUUAAACCGUUUAAGAAACCGGUAGUAGAAGAUAUCCCUGUUGCAGAAGAGACUCCAGAAACCGAGACAACUGAAAUAGUGGAAUCAGUGGUUGAGAAAGGUGGUAAACGCCGUGUCAGGAAAACUAAAACAGUCGUAAAGGACGAAGUUCUAGAAACCGACGACAUCGUAGAAGAACCAAAACCUACCAUUGAGGAAUCCGAUGAUACACCAGUUGAAGAGGUUCCAACUGAACAGCAAAGAAAACCAUCAGUACCGUGGCGCGAGGAAACUGUCACACUCAAGAAAACAAAAACACAAAAGCAACCAUUAUCAAAAGAAUCAGUUGAAGAAGUCACUCUUAAACCGUUUAAGAAACCGGUAGUAGAAGAUAUCCCUGUUGCAGAAGAGACUCCAGAAACCGAGACAACUGAAAUAGUGGAAUCAGUGGUUGAGAGAGGUGGUAAACGCCGUGUCAGGAAAACUAAAACAGUCGUAAAGGACGAAGUUCUAGAAACCGACGACAUCGUAGAAGAACCAAAACCUACCAUUGAGGAAGUCGAUGAUACACCAGUUGAAGAGGUUCCGACUGAACAGCAAAGAAAACCAUCAGUACCGUGGCGCGAGGAAACUGUAACACUCAAGAAAACAAAAACACAAAAGCAACCAUUAUCAAAAGAAUCAGUUGAAGAAGUCACUCUUAAACCGUUUAAGAAACCGGUAGUAGAAGAUAUCCCUGUUGCAGAAGAGACUCCAGAAACCGAGACAACUGAAAUAGUGGAAUCAGUGGUUGAGAAAGGUGGUAAACGACGUGUCAGGAAAACUAAAACAGUCGUAAAGGACGAAGUUCUAGAAACCGACGACAUCGUAGAAGAACCAAAACCUUCCAUUGAGGAAUCCGAUGAUACACCAGUUGAAGAGGUUCCAACUGAACAGCAAAGAAAACCAUCAGUACCGUGGCGCGAGGAAACUGUCACACUCAAGAAAACAAAAACACAAAAGCAACCAUUAUCAAAAGAAUCAGUUGAAGAAGUCACUCUUAAACCGUUUAAGAAACCGGUAGUAAAAGAUAUCCCUGUUGCAGAAGAGACUCCAGAAACCGAGACAACUGAAAUAGUGGAAUCAGUGGUUGAGAAAGGUGGUAAACGCCGUGUCAGGAAAACUAAAACAGUCGUAAAGGACGAAGUUCUAGAAACCGACGACAUCGUAGAAGAACCAAAACCUACCAUUGAGGAAUCCGAUGAUACACCAGUUGAAGAGGUUCCAACUGAACAGCAAAGAAAACCAUCAGUACCGUGGCGCGAGGAAACUGUCACACUCAAGAAAACAAAAACACAAAAGCAACCAUUAUCAAAAGAAUCAGUUGAAGAAGUCACUCUUAAACCGUUUAAGAAACCGGUAGUAGAAGAUAUCCCUGUUGCAGAAGAGACUCCAGAAACCGAGACAACUGAAAUAGUGGAAUCAGUGGUUGAGAUAGGUGGUAAACGCCGUGUCAGGAAAACUAAAACAGUCGUAAAGGACGAAGUUCUAGAAACCGACGAAAUCGUAGAAGAACAAAAACCUACCAUUGAGGAAGUCAAUGAUACACCAGUUGAAGGGGUUCCAACUGAACAGCAAAGAAAACCAUCAGUACCGUGGCGCGAGGAAACUGUAACACUCAAGAAAACAAAAACACAAAAGCAACCAUUAUCAAAAGAAUCAGUUGAAAACGUCACUCUCAAAACAUUUAAGAAACCGGUAGUAGAAGAUAUCCCUGUUGCAGAAGAGACUCCAGAAACCGAGACAACUGAAAUAGUGGAAUCAGUGGUUGAGAGAGGUGGUAAACGCCGUGUCAGGAAAACUAAAACAGUCGUAAAGGACGAAGUUCUAGAAACUGACGACAUCGUAGAAGAACCAAAACCUACCAUUGAGGAAGUCGAUGAUACACCAGUUGAAGAGGUUCCGACUGAACAGCAAAGAAAACCAUCAGUACCGUGGCGCGAGGAAACUGUAACACUCAAGAAAACAAAAACACAAAAGCAACCAUUAUCAAAAGAAUCAGUUGAAGAAGUCACUCUGAAACCUUUUAAGAAACCGGUAGUAGAAGAUAUCCCUGUUGCAGACGAGACUCCAGAAACCGAGACAACUGAAAUAGUGGAAUCAGUAGUUGAGAAAGGUGGUAAACGCCGUGUCAGGAAAACUAAAACAGUCGUAAAGGACGAAGUUCUAGAAACCGACGAAAUCGUAGAAGAACCAAAACCUACCAUUGAGGAAGUCGAUGAUACACCAGUUGAAGAGGUUCCAACUGAACAGCAAAGAAAACCAUCAAUACCGUGGCGCGAGGAAACUGUAACACUCAAGAAAACAAAAACACAAAAGCAACCAUUAUCAAAAGAAUCAGUUGAAGAAGUCACUCUUAAACCUUUUAAGAAACCGGUAGUAGAAGAUAUCCCUGUUGCAGAAGAUACUCCAGAAACCGAUACAACUGAAAUAGUGGAAUCAGUUGUUGAAAAAGGUGGUAAACGCCGUGUCAGGAAAACUAAAACAGUCGUAAAGGACGAAGUUCUAGAAACCGACGAAAUCGUAGAAGAACAAAAACCUACAUUCGAGGAAGUCGAUGAUACACCAGUUGAAGAGGUUCCAACUGAACAGCAAAGAAAACCAUCAGUACCGUGGCGCGAGGAAACUGUAACACUCAAGAAAACAAAAACACAAAAGCAACCAUUAUCAAAAGAAUCAGUUGAAAACGUCACUCUCAAAACAUUUAAGAAACCGGUAGUAGAAGAUAUCCCUGUUGCAGAAGAGACUCCAGAAACCGAGACAACUGAAAUAGUGGAAUCAGUGGUUGAGAGAGGUGGUAAACGCCGUGUCAGGAAAACUAAAACAGUCGUAAAGGACGAAGUUCUAGAAACCGACGACAUCGUAGAAGAACCAAAACCUACCAUUGAGGAAGUCGAUGAUACACCAGUUGAAGAGGUUCCGACUGAACAGCAAAGAAAACCAUCAGUACCGUGGCGCGAGGAAACUGUAACACUCAAGAAAACAAAAACACAAAAGCAACCAUUAUCAAAAGAAUCAGUUGAAGAAGUCACUCUGAAACCUUUUAAGAAACCGGUAGUAGAAGAUAUCCCUGUUGCAGACGAGACUCCAGAAACCGAGACAACUGAAAUAGUGGAAUCAGUAGUUGAGAAAGGUGGUAAACGCCGUGUCAGGAAAACUAAAACAGUCGUAAAGGACGAAGUUCUAGAAACCGACGAAAUCGUAGAAGAACCAAAACCUACCAUUGAGGAAGUCGAUGAUACACCAGUUGAAGAGGUUCCAACUGAACAGCAAAGAAAACCAUCAAUACCAUGGCGCGAGGAAACUGUAACACUCAAGAAAACAAAAACACAAAAGCAACCAUUAUCAAAAGAAUCAGUUGAAGAAGUCACUCUGAAACCUUUUAAGAAACCGGUAGUAGAAGAUAUCCCUGUUGCAGAAGAGACUCCAGAAACCGAGACAACUGAAAUAGUGGAAUCAGUUGUUGAGAAAGGUGGUAAACGCCGUGUCAGGAAAACUAAAACAGUCGUAAAGGACGAAGUUCUAGAAACCGACGAAAUCGUAGAAGAACCAAAACCUACCAUUGAGGAAGUCGAUGAUACACCAGUUAAAGAGGUUCCAACUGAACAGCAAAGAAAACCAUCAAUACCGUGGCGCGAGGAAACUGUAACACUCAAGAAAACAAAAACACAAAAGCAACCAUUAUCAAAAGAAUCAGUUGAAGAAGUCACUCUUAAACCUUUUAAGAAACCGGUAGUAGAAGAUAUCCCUGUUGCAGAAGAGACUUCAGAAACCGAUACAACUGAAAUAGUGGAAUCAGUUGUUGAAAAAGGUGGUAAACGCCGUGUCAGGAAAACUAAAACAGUCGUAAAGGACGAAGUUCUAGAAACCGACGAAAUCGUAGAAGAACCAAAACCUACCAUUGAGGAAGUCGAUGAUACACCAAUUGAAGAGGUUCCAACUGAACAGCAAAGAAAACCAUCAGUACCGUGGCGCGAGGAAACUGUCACACUCAAGAAAACAAAAACACAAAAGCAACCAUUAUCAAAAGAAUCAGUUGAAGAAGUCACUCUUAAACCGUUUAAGAAACCGGUAGUAGAAGAUAUCCCUGUUGCAGAAGAGACUCCAGAAACCGAGACAACUGAAAUAGUGGAAUCAGUUGUUGAAAAAGGUGGUAAACGCCGUGUCAGGAAAACUAAAACAGUCGUAAAGGACGAAGUUCUAGAAACCGACGAAAUCGUAGAAGAACAAAAACCUACAUUCGAGGAAGUCGAUGAUACACCAGUUGAAGAGGUUCCAACUGAACAGCAAAGAAAACCAUCAGUACCGUGGCGCGAGGAAACUGUAACACUCAAGAAAACAAAAACACAAAAGCAACCAGUAUCAAAAGAAUCAGUUGAAGAAGUCACUCUUAAACCGUUUAAGAAACCGGUAGUUGAAGAUAUCCCUGUUGCAGAAGAGACUCCAGAAACCGAUACAACUGAAAUAGUGGAAUCAGUUGUUGAAAAAGGUGGUAAACGCCGUGUCAGGAAAACUAAAACAGUCGUAAAGGACGAAGUUCUGGAAAACGACGAAAUCGUAGGAGAAGAUAUUCCAGUCAUUCAGGAAGUGGCAGGUAUUCAUCAAGUAGAUAGUGGGAUUAAUGUUGUUAAUGAUGUUGUGGAGGUAGAUACUGUGGUCAAGGAAUCUGAUGUGCCUGCUGUUGAUGAUCAACCUAUUAUUAAAAUUCGGUUUAUGAAGCAUGAUGAUUUGCUAAACGAAGAUGUUAAUAAAAAGCCUAAUGCAAUUGUUUGUGCUCAAAAAGUAAUUUCAGUUCCUAAAGAAAAAACUAAGAAGAAUAAAAAACAUGUGCAAUUGAAUGAGGAUAUGAAUCAAGAAAAAGAAUUUUCUCCUGACGAUGAAGUAAGUGCCUUGAACGAUGAGGAGGUUGAUGUACUUUCUCCGAAAAUAUUAGACUCUAGGGAUCUCAAGGGAAUUAUGAAACCGAGAGAUGAGAUUGUGUCUGUUUCUGAUGCGGUUCUUAAGGAUGAAGUGGAAUCUAUAGAUACUUUAGCAAAGCCUAAAAAUCUAACUGAACAGAAAGUUCCAAUAAAACUUCUUAGUGAAAAAUUGGAACUUCCUUGGAGAAAAGGACGUAAAGAUAUAGAUAAUGACUCAAAUGAUAUUGAUAUUAUUGAAAACUCUGAAAGUCAUGUUCCUAAAAAAGAGUUAUUGAAUGUUGUUGAAUUAAUUCCACAACAGCCAAAACCAUUGGAAGUUAAUGAACCGCUAUUUGGUACAGUUCAUCUUAAAAAGUCUUCACCCAAAAAAAUGAAAGAAAUUGAACCUUUGGCUGUUCCUAAGGUACUACUUAAAUCGCAUCUAUAUAGAAUUGAUUUAAAUACUAAUGAGCAUUUCCCUUCUGUUUCAUUGUUAGAACCUAUAUAUGUAGACAACGGAGUUCUUUCUAGAAAUUACGCUGAGGCUAUGAAAAUAAAGAAAACUAAACCUAAGAUCUUAAUACUGCCUGAACUAGAACCUGUCGUUCUUGAGAAGUUUGAACCAACUGAUUUUCAUUAUGACAAAAAGGAAACACCUGAGAGAAAACCAUCUUUAGUAAAACAGUCAGUUGAUAAAAAAGUUCCAGACGAAGAAACCCCGAAGAAGUUAAUAAUUGGUAAAGGAAAAAUACCUAUUCAGAAUGAUGAUCAAGAAAAAGUUAUAUUGAAAAAAGUUCCCCAAAAACCUGUGGAAGAAAAAGUGGAAAUGCCAAAGCCAAUUGAAAAACCAUAUUUUAAACCUGAACCAGAUUCAAAACCAUCUGAAGACAUAGAUUUUACAUUAGAACCAUUCAAACCUAUAACUUUAGGUAUAAGUCCUGAAGUAUCUGAGCCAAUACCGUUUGGUAAUGAAAGUUUGCCAGAUGUAGAAUUACCAGUUAAAAAACCUAAAUAUAUAAGAAAAAAAAUAAAGAAAGAAGAAGAGCCUAUUCCUGAUAACAAAAUAUUACCUGGAACACCGAGGCCUGUACCAGAAGAUGAAGAAAAAGAUAUUAAUCUCAAGUAUAAACAAGGGAUACCAGAACCAGAAAUACCAGAAGAAAUAAAAUUAAAACCAUUUUUAUUAGAAAAACCAACUGGCGUAAAAGAACCGGAUGACCUUAAUGUGGGUGAACCUGAUGUAUUUGAUUAUCCUAGGGUAGAAGAACAAGUAAAGCCUCGAGGCUAUAAGUUGAAACCAGAGAAAAAAAAGAAAAGACCUUCCAAAACUGUUGAUAUGCAAAUACCAACUGAUGACAAUGAUGACAUUAAAACUGAGCCAUUGUCAAUUGUCAAAGAGAGUCCUGUACUUGAAGAAAUGGUUACCAUUGAUGUAAAGCCUAUUAAAGUUGUAGCUGUUGCGUUAGACAAUAAACCAUUGUUAGCAACCAUCAAACUCAAGAAAGCUCCUACUAAGUCGAAGGUUGAUGUUGACCAUGUAAAAAUCCCCAAAGUACUAUUAAAGUCUCAUCUAAAUAAUAUAGAAUAUAACACCCAUGAAUAUUUUCCUACUACUUCAUUAUUAGAACCUGUUUAUGUAGACAACGGAGUUCUGUCUAGAAAUUACGCUGAGGCUAUGAAAAUAAAGAAAACUAAACCUAAGAUCUUAAUACUGCCUGAACUAGAACCUGUCGUUCUUGAGAAGUUUGAACCAACUGAUUUUCAUUAUGACAAAAAGGAAACACCUGAGAGAAAACCAUCUUUAGUAAAACAGUCAGUUGAUAAAAAAGUUCCAGACGAAGAAACCCCGAAGAAGUUAAUAAUUGGUAAAGGAAAAAUACCAAUUCAGUAUGAUGAUCAAGAAAAAGUUAUAUUGAAAAAAGUUCCCCAAAAACCUGUGGAAGAAAAAGUGGAAAUGCCAAAGCCAAUUGAAAAACCAUAUUUUAAACCUGAACCAGAUUCAAAACCAUCUGAAGACAUAGAUUUUACAUUAGAACCAUUCAAACCUAUAACUUUAGGUAUAAGUCCUGAAGUAUCUGAGCCAAUACCGUUUGGUAAUGAAAGUUUGCCAGAUGUAGAAUUACCAGUUAAAAAACCUAAGAAUAUAAGAAAAAAAAUAAAGAAAGAAGAAGAGCCUAUUCCUGAUAACAAAAUAUUACCUGGAACACCGAGGCCUGUACCAGAAGAUGAAGAAAAAGAUAUUAAUCUCAAGUAUAAACAAGGGAUACCAGAACCAGAAAUACCAGAAGAAAUAAAAUUAAAACCUAUCCCUAUAAAAAAACCUUUAGAUAAUAAGGAAACUGAUGAUGAUGAAUUAGGAAAGCCUAAGCCUUUAACUAGUGAUUUUCCUAAAAUUGACAUACACACAAAGUCCAAAAAAUCACCUUCACCGAAAUCCAUAAGCGUUGAUAGCCCUUUGCAGGAUCUUGAAAUAGUGAGUAUAAAAAGAAGUGAAGAUAAACCUGAAAAUAAAGCAAUUGAGAGUGAAAUUGUAGCACCCUAUUUUAUUGAAAAAGUGCAACCAUUAGUAGCCGAACACGAAAAGCCUACUGCUUUUACGUGCUCUGUGGGGGGAAUCCCUACACCUGAAGUUAAAUGGUACCGAGACGAUCGUGAACUACAAACAACUGAUGUUUACGAAAUAAUUGUAUACGAGAAUACAUCUACUUUGAGGAUUUCUAAGCCUACAGAGGAACAGGCGGGCGUUUAUGUUUGCCAAGCUACAAACUCAGCUGGAAUUUCAACUUGUACUGCACUUCUGGUGGUGUUAGAUUCUGAAGAAAUUGGCGAAGCUCCAACUUUUGUGGAACCUAUUAAACCUAGAAAAGUCAGGGGGAAAAAGUCUAUAGAAUUGAGAUGUGUUGUGAAAGGAAUUCCUAUACCUGAAAUAAUUUGGUGUCGUGAAAAUGAAGAAAUAAUUUCGGACGAUGACGAAUAUAGAACUUCAUUUGAUUCUAAAACUGGUGAAGCCAUAUUAACAUUAGUAAAUUCUAUGGAAGUAGACCGAUCUACGUAUCUUGCUAGAGCGGUGAAUAUUCACGGGAAAUCUGAAUGCAUGGCACAUAUUACAUUUGAAAAAGAAGAAUAUGGAGAAGCGCCCAAGUUUGUGGAACGGUUGAAACCGAAAGUUGUGAAAGCUAAUGAAACAACUGAACUCACAUGCUUAGUCAAAGGUGUUCCAUCGCCAACAGUUGUAUGGUGCCGUGAUGAUGAAGAAAUCAUACCAGAUGAAAGUCAUAUGCUAAUUUACAUUCCUGAAACAGGAGUGUCUAAACUUAUUAUAGUGCACCCCGAUGAUAUUGAUGAGUCAACGUAUACAGUGAACGCAAUUAAUAAAUUUGGAAGAGCUGAGUGUAGAGCAAAUUUGAUAGUUCAAAAAGAUGAACUUGGAGAGGCACCGACAUUCGUACAACCAGUAAAACCGAAAAUUGCCAAAGCAAAUGAAAUAACUGAACUUAAAUGUUUCGUAAGAGGAACACCGAAACCGUUAGUAAUUUGGUGUCGUGGCAACGAUGAAAUAAUUCCCGAUGAAUGUCACUUGGUCACAUAUCACCAGGAAACUGGAGAAUCAAUCUUAACGAUUUUAAACCCGACUGAAAUCGAUGAAACUAUUUAUACCGUGAACGCCGUGAAUAAAUAUGGCCAAGCACAAUGCCGGGCAAAUCUAAUUAUACAAAAAGAUGAAUCGGGUGAAGCACCAAUAUUCGUAGAACCGAUAAAACCAAAAAUCGCUAAAGCUAACGAGGCCAUCGAGUUAAAUUGUUUGGUUAGAGGAAUACCUACACCUACCGUUGUUUGGUUUAGAGGCGACGUAGAAAUAAUUCCAGAUACCACUCAUUCAAUAACGUUUAUACCAGAGAUGGGUGAAUCGAAACUGGUUAUUUCAAAAGCCACAGAAGUUGAUCAGAACACAUACACUGUGAAGGCAACCAAUAAAUAUGGCAGAGCUCAAUGCCGGGCAAAUGUAAUUAUACAAGAAGAUGUUUUUGGUGUAGCCCCGAGCUUUGUUGAGCCUAUAAAGCCUGUACUAGCAAAACCAGACCAAACAACUGUUUUACGAUGUUUGGUGACUGGUAAUCCGAUACCAACUGUUGUUUGGUGUCGUGGAAAGGACGAAAUUGUUACGGACGACAUGCACACAAUCCAGUUUAUUCCAGAAACUGGAGAAUCCACAUUAACAAUUGAAAAAACAACAACAGUCGAUGAAGCGCGUUAUUCAGUAGAAGCAAUAAACAAAUUUGGAAGAGCUAUUUGUAGAGCUAAUUUGGUUUUAGAAAAAUAUGACACUGGAAUUGCUCCAACAUUUGUUGUCCCGAUUAAACCCAAAGCCGUCAAGCCAACCGAAACUGUAGAACUACGUUGUGUAGUUACCGGGACACCAAUGCCUACCAUCGUAUGGUGUCGUGGCGACGAACAAAUCGUGCCAGACGACAGUCAUGUCGUAUCUUAUACACCAGAGACUGGCGAGUCCAAGCUCACGAUCUGUAAUGCCACGGGAUUGGACGUAAACGAUUACAUCGUGAAAGCAGUCAACGAUUUCGGAGUGGCACAGUGCAGAGCAAAUCUGAUUAUAGACGACGUCGUUCGAGAAAUACCUAUACCGUUAGAGGAGGCGCCAUCUAUAACUAAACCUUUGCAACCAGUAAUAACUAAAAAAGAUUCGUGCGUCACGUUAGACGUGCAUUUCAGAGGAACUCCCGAAUUAAAAGUACAGUGGUUCCACAACGGCAAAGAUAUAACCGAUAAGAAAACGUUCAUGCGCACCUUAACUAUAACUGAGACCACGACUGUGAUAAUUAUAAAGAAGAUCACCAAGAAAACCACUGGACGUUAUGAAGUUGUGGUCACUAAUAAUCGCGGAGAAGCGAAAACGUCCACUACAGUAUUGAUUGAAGAUGAAGAUGAUGUAGAGGAGAGUAUAGUACCAGAAGAGGCGGUGGUCGGGAAAGCGCCGUAUUUCGAAACGGAAUUGCAAACCGAAACAAUAUGGGAGGAGGAAGAGGAGGAAACCAUAAUACGCCUUGUUGUAAGAGUAAAGGGCACUCCGAAGCCCAAGAUCCAUUGGUACGAGAACGGAAUGGAAAUAACGCCCAGCGAAGAAUUUGAAAUUGAAGAACAGGACGAAGAAGUAUCUGUGUUGACGGUCAAGAAAAGGCCAACGGAGAGCGUUCGGGAAAUAACGUGUCAGGCCACGAACGAGUACGGGACAGCUACAACUAGGACUUUAAUAAUCACAGGUAUUAAAGGGACGAAAGCCUACAGGAAGCCGUCGUGGGUGACCCAGAUGGAAGAGUUGCGGGAACAAUUACAAGCUUUCCAAAGUCUACCAAGCUUUGUAAACGAAUUAAAAGACGAGCGAGCUGUUGAAAAUGAAACGAUUGUGUUCGAAUGUCAAUUUUCAGGAAAUCCUACUCCCGUGAUUAUAUGGUAUCACGAUGAUACAAUUGUCAGAAACUCACCUAAUGUUCAAGUUAAAAUCACUGACACCAAAACUACAUUGACUAUUAAAAAAGCAACAAAGGAAGAUGAAGGUGUCUAUAUUUGCAAAGCGAACAGCAAUUUAGGAGAAGCUAAAAAUAGAUCAAAACUUUAUGUUAAAAAACAUGGGGAUGAAACAUUCACAGCUACCGAAGAUGAAUUGGAAGAAAAAGAAGUGGAAGAAGUGAAGAAGACGAAAAAGACUAAAAAGAAGGCUAUAAAGAAGAAACAUAAAAAAGAAUCUGAAUCAUUUAAUGAAACGGAAACAAAAGAAUCACUUCGUAUUAAAAUGGUAGAGGAAAAACCAUCGUUACCGGAACAUGAACCGUUGUCUACGUCAGAAACAGUUUCGGACGAGACGGUCAAGGAAGUUCGUGGACCUGAACAUGUUCGCCCAAAACCAUCCGAAGAACCAGCGCUGUUCACAGCACUCAAGGUCCGGAAGCCCGCGGUAGUCCAUGAAGUUGACCAAGUGUUGGAUCAAGUUGAACUGGCUGAGUUUGGACCGGCUGAAUGGCCAUUACGGGAAUUGGCCACCAUCGAUAUACUCACUCGACACGGCAUAUCCACGGAACAGGUGUUCGAAGAAUACACAUCGGGUCAGUUCCCUGCAUUGAGGACUGCGCCCGCUCAGUCAGCAAUGGUGCAUCUCAUCGAACGUGAAGGAUACACAUCUUUGGUGGCUGACGUAUUCACCAAAGAAUCGACCAUACCUGAGACCGUCAACGAAGUGUUUAAGGCAUUUAUGACAAUGAUCGAGUUGAAACAUAGCACACUGGAAGAGAUCAUUACCUACUUGACGCCAGAAGACUUCCAAACCAGCACCUGGGAUUUUGAGCACGCAUCUCAAAUUACUACAGACGAUACGAUCACCGAUACAGCUGAUAUCAGCGAGUCUGUAAACAUAUUAGUCAAUGAAGUUAAAAAGAAAACGCGAUCUACAAAGAAAUUAGUAAAAACGAGCGAAGAGACUUUGUCAAUCGACAAUGAACAAGUACAAAACAUACUGGAUGAUAGAAGUGUUAAAAUUACUGAAAUCACGGAUAGUAGUAAUGUGAUAAUUGAAGUACCAGAAGAUAGACUGAUCAAAACGGAAAAAAUAAUGAAACAAAAAAAGAAGAUGGAUGAUAUAACUGUCCGUGAAGACGAGGAAGAAGAAAUUAUCACAACAGAAACAAAAACAGCAAAAAGAAUUAAAGUAAAACGAUCAAUCACUGGUGAAGAAAUUAUUCCUGAAGAAACAACAUACCAAUUCGAUGUAGAAAAGUAUCCUGCUAUUUGUCCAACUGUUCUGAAAACAUCAAAAACUUUAAACGAAACAAUUGCUCAGCAAGAAGCUGUUGAGUUGUCAACUGAAUAUAAUAAUGUACCGGAAAAAGCACAGAUUAGAAUAAUAACACGAAAUGCCGCAGAAAGCAUAGUAACAAAAGAUGAAGAGAAGGAAGAAAACCGAAAGGAAACCUUAGAAACUAAAAAACAUAAAGCAAAUUCUGUUUUUGAAUUUAAUGAAAGUUUUUCAACAGAUAACCCUGAAACUCAAUCGCCUCUUGAAGAUAUUUGUAAAACGUUUGAGUUUAUACCAUGUUUGGCGAUAAAAGAUAUUAUACCCAAAGAAAGUAUAAACAUAAUUGAAAUUUAUCCUAAUCAAAGCCUAGGUAAAGGAACUGAGUACAAACCACAAAAUAAGGAAGCUAAGGUUACUGUAAUUUCACAUUCACAAAAAGUAGUCACAGAAUUGAUUGCCUCUACAAAAGAAGGUGAAAUUAUACAAAAAUGUAUGCCACAAAAAAAAAAAGCUACACAAGAUUAUGUUGAACACGAGAGUAUUAAUGUUGUGGAAGUGAAUGCAGCACACACUGAAAAUCAAUUACAAGACGUAUUUAAACCAACACCAGUGAAAUCUUCAGUUGAAUAUCCACUUAACGAACAAUUAGUUGUCAGUGAAUCACAUUCAGAAAUUCAACCAGAAAAUUAUUAUCCAGAAAUAAUUGUGCCCACUGAAAUCGCCAAAGAAUUAAUAGUACCAUCAAACAAUGCUAUUACGACAUUCCAAGUAGAAUCUUCAGAAAAAGAAGAAAAGUAUAAUCAAUUAAAACUACCAAUUGAAUAUAAAGCAGAUAUUUCAAUUAUUCCCGAAAAAUAUAUUGAAGUCAGUGAGUCUAACAUACAAGAAAAAGAAACUAAAUUAGAAAAAGAACAAAUACCAGAGAAGUCAUUCGCUAUUUCUGAUAUAACUGUACAGUCAAGCAUAAUUGUAAAUGCAGUUAAUCAAGAAGAAAAUGAAGAAAAAUUCAAUACUCAUUUACCUAAAUCCCAUACUGCAAAACUGACAAUAAACAACGCAAAUAAAGUGUGUAGUUCGUCAAUAACAGAAACUAAUGAAGCAGAAUCUGAUUUAAAAAUUCCAGCCGUACCAGAAAUGAAACAAAUUGAAAGCUCCGUUUUUGGUUUAGAAGUACUCGAUGUAACUGAGAUUAUACCUAACGAGACAGAAUCCAAUUUUACAUCACAAUCAGUAUUAGAAUUAUUACCAGAUACUAGUUUUACCGAAAAUAAUUCAUGCAUUGUCACUGAAACUACAGCUGAUGAUUAUUCAACAGAAUUAUUAACAAAUUUGAAUUACAAAUCGUAUGAAGCCGAACCAACAUUUGAAGAAUUAGAAGCCAAACAAAUAUCUCAGAUUGAUGUACAAGAAAAUGGCAUUCCAUUAGAUGAAACAUCUCAACCAACAUCAGUUAAGCCGGAAACAAAUUUUUCCCCAAUUCAAAGUAUAACUGUAGAACAAACAGUUGUGGCAGAACAAGAACAGUUAUUGUUAUUGAAAAUACAACCAGAGUUGCAUAAUACCGUAAGUGUGCCAUCUCAUUCUCUUCAAGCUCUCGUUAUUGAAGAAAUUACACCGGAAAAUUGUGUCACAAACCUAGAAAACACGUAUAAAGACAAUAAUCGACGCGCUUCAAAAAAAGCACACAUUAAUUUUGUAGAUGACCAAUGUAUUAUUGUAAAGGAAGUUUCGGCUUAUGAGUCAGAAUCUAAUUUAUCACUAGAUAGUAAACCUGAAAAUGUACGGGCAGUACCAGUGUUUUCCGGUCACGAUGUGGCUGAAACAAUAGAAAUAAUUUCAAAUGAUGCUGUUGAACAAUUAAAUAUAGAAACAUGUAAAAACAAUAAGGCAAUACUAAAACACAUACCGUAUGAAGCAUUUGUGUCAGAAGUCACAUCUGUAAAUGAGUUUGAAGAUAUUUUACUAAAUAAGGAAAAGAAACAACCAAAAACUGUAAACAUUACAAUGGACGAAGUGAUUGGGGUAAAUAUUACACAACAGCCUGUUUACGAAAAAGAAAAAAUGUCGUUUGAACAAAAAGUGUUUAAAACUAAAAAGGCUAUAACUGAAUAUGUUCCAAUUGAGACUGUUGAUCGCUCGGAAAUUGUUACUGGAGAUUAUACUUUAGAUUUGAUACAACCGGAAAUUUCUAAAUUGCACGCAUAUCAUCAACCUAGUACAUUUGAAAGUGUGAUUUUGUACGAAACCAACAUAUCUGAAAAAGAAAAAGUAAUGAUAGACGACAAAAAACCAUUACCAUGUUCGGCAAAUACAUCGUUAAUAGUAGAUGAAGCAAUAGAGGUUACAGAAAUUAUGUCUGACAACAGACCAGAAGACAUUAUUAUUUCAAUAGUGCCUAAAGAAGAAACAGCUGAAACUAAUAUUAUACCAUUUAAACCUCUCGCGGGUCAAGACAUCAUGACUUUUGAAAAUGUGGAGACAGUAACAGAUAAUAAUCCAAUAACGGGAGUUGCGCAUAUAUCUCAAAAACCGUUUCAUGGUCUACAAACGACUUUAAUAAUAUCAACAGAUUUAGAAAAUAAGCUAUCGGAAUUUGUGAUGCCGAAUUCAAAAAAAGCAGAAACAAAUUAUACUGAAUUGGAUAUUCCAAUUAGUGUAGUUGAAAUUUUAACGCAAGAUAAAGAGCUAGAUUUUAUAGCUAACGAAAUUCCAUCACAUACAUUGGACAGGCAAGAAAUUAUUUUAGAAGAAUGUCGGGUAACGUCAGAAACAACGGUAUGUAGUUCUACUAGUGAUUUUGAUGAAUUUAUACCACAAUCAGUUUAUGCUUUGCCGUCUAAAAGCACUCAAAUUGCAAUUGAAUCAAUAGAAACCGCUCCUCUUGAAAAAGAAGGUGAUUUAAUGGAUGAUAAUAUACUUUCAGAGAAGCGUGCCGAUUUUUCAUAUGAAGAAGUAAAAUGCAUUCAAAUCACUGAACAAGUUCAACUCGACACCAAGCAAAACUUUAUAAUUGAAAGUAUACCAAUGGAAAAAAAAAUUAAUAUUUCAAUCACAGGACAAGAUGCUGCAGAAACAUUCCAAACAAAGGUAGAAAGCCCCGUUGAAGAAUUGAAAAUAGAAUUUCCAAAUGAAAAAUCUGCUAAAACUAUUCAAGCAAAAGAAGUUCAUGGCGUUGAAAUAUCUGAAAUCAUAACCCAAGAGACAGAAUCUUCAUUAGAUGAUAUUAAACAAUACAACAAAAAAAAAGUAAACAUUUUAGUUGAAGAUAAUUCAGCAAGUUAUAUGGUAACUGAAAUAUUUCCUAAUGAAAAAGAAAUCCAACUUAUACAGCAGUCUCAGCCAAAUUAUCGGCAUGCCGAACAAGAUAUUUUAAGCCAUGAAGGACUGCAAGUUAACGAAACAAAUAUUUCAAUUUGUGAAAAGGAGUUAAGUGAUUUUGAAUAUUCAAUGAAAUUAGGUAAUCAAGUAAUAGAACCCUUCAAAUGUAUUGAAAUAUCUGAAGUAAAUGCUCAAGAAUCAGAAUAUAAUUUAUUCAAAUCAGUUCAUCCAAAAAUGGAAAAUGCCAUUCAUAGUUUAAAUGAAAACAUAGGACUUAUAAUAAAUUCUACAGUACUUAUUGAUAAAGAAAAUGAACUUCAAAUAGAUAAAAUAAAUACUAAAAAUGCAACUCAAGUUUCAAAUUUAAUUGACUAUAAAGUUCCUCAGAAAUCUGAAAAAACAACAUUGGAGUGUGUUCAACAUUUUAAAAAUAUAAAAGAAACAGUACAACAAGCAUCAUCUGAACACAUAUUAUUGGAAGGUAUAAGUACAACUGUAGUGAAUUUACAAGAUAAUGAAAUGCCAUUUGAACAAUCAACAAAAUUAAAUGGAAAAUCUGCCUCUCUAGAAUAUGAAAUGGAACAAACCUUAGAUGUAACCGAAGUAUGUAUAGGAGAAUCAGAAUCAGAUUUUAUCCCUACGUCUUCACCAAGAAGCCACAUUGCAGUAAGUGAUAUGUCAGAAACUCAACAAGUUGCAUCAAGUUUUGAAAUUCUCUCCCAGAAUUCCACACAUUAUUUAAGUGUUCAAACAUUGCCAUCCAUAAUUUCUAUAACUCCACAAUCUACAGAAAAUCAUAGCUUUGAAGUUACCGAAACUCUGUAUCAUGAAACUGAAAUACCAUUUAAAUCUGCUGAAAAUGUAUUAAAGACAUGCUGUCUUACAUUUCAAGUGGAUCAAAAUAUUGAGGUAACAGAAAUUGUAACGAAUGAAUCAGAAAAAACCUUAGAUUUAGUUGAAAUUAAUAAAGGUUCAGAAGCAAAUAUAGUAUUUGAUGAAAACCAGACUGUUACAAUCGAAGAAAUAGAAACUUCUGACGAUGUUGCUCCGUUAACUGAGAGUGUGAGUAAACCAUUGAGUGCAACGGAACAAUUAGAACCACUUUUAGGAAUUUUGGUAACCGAAGUUAGGUCCGAAGAGUCUGAAAUUGUGCAUGAAAAACAAUUGCACCCACUAUUAAAACAUGUAACGCCAAUAUUGCCAGAAAAUCAAAGUUUGAAUGUUACUUAUGCAAAUUUAGUUGAAAAAGAAAGUAUACUAAAUAAACCUAAGCAAGAAAUUCAACAAAAUGCACAAAUUUCUUCGGUAUUUAGUCCUAUGAAAGCUGUUCAAUUAGAAGAAAAUAUUAUACAAAUGAGUUUAAAUGAUCUAAAAACCACAACGCCCCGUGAAAUAUUUUUAGAAUCAACUCAAAUUCCUCAUGAUUCAAUCAAUCAAUUAGAAAUUAGUCUAUUAGAAAAAGAAUGUGAAUUUAAAGUGGCAAUAAAUCAGAAAAAAGAAGUAGCAAACAUUAAUGUGGAUACUAUAAAUAUACUCGAUACAACCGAAAUUAUAACAGGUGAAAAGGAAACUGUUUAUACUCCUUUAACAAAACCAAUAACAAGACAAGCUUUUAUUGAUAUAACUGACACUCAACCAGUCAGUAAGGUUUUUGAAGUCAAACCAGAAGAUAGUACAAGUGAAUUAAUAACUCCAAACGUCGUUACUUGUACAGUGAAACCAGCUCAGGAAAUUGUCCAUGGUGUUGUGAUUUUUGACAAUAUAGGUCAUGAUAAAGAGGAGAUAUUUGAAGGGGAAUUUAGACCACCCCUUACUACUGCUAAAAUAAACGUAGAAAAUGAAAAAGAGACGAAAACUGUAACUGAAGUUAUAACUCAAGAAAUGGAAGGACAAGUUAAAAAUGUAGAGAUGCCAUCUACUAAAUAUGCCCAAAUAGAAAUAACCUCUGGAAAAGACAUAGCAGAGAAAACAGAAAUUUUAUCAAAUACUGCUUUAGGAUCAUUAAAAGAUUUUGUUACUAAAUCAUCAACUGCUGUUCCAGUACAAGAUACAUUUGAAAGUAUUCAAUCUACCAUAACUGAAACAGAGGACAAAGAAAAUCCAUUUUAUUCUAAUUUAAUCUACCAAAAAUCUAAAGUGGAUAUAAAUAUUGAAGAAUCAAAAAGCGUAAAUAUAACUGAAGUGAUUCUGGAAGAUAAAGAAGGAAAAUAUAUUUCUCCAGAAAUGCCAGCAGAAAAAACAGCAGGGAAAUCUAUUUUACCAAAUGAAGCGGCGGAAGCAUCCAUUGUGUUACCUAAUGAACAUUUAAGAACAUUAGAUAAGUUUAAAAUAAAAGAAGAAUUGGCUAAUAUUGUACUCGAUACACUUAAGAAUAUAUCUCAAACUGAAACAACUGUACAGGAAAGUGAAAAAUAUCUUGAAACUGUUGAACUACUUUCAAACAAAGCUGAACUUACAAUGAUACCUAAUAAUAGUUUAAUUAUAACUGAAGUAAUAACAGAUGAUAGAGAUGAAAAGUUACAUAUCAAAAAUGAAAAGAGAUCACAACAAGUUAUUACAUCUUUAUCAAAAUUACACGAAGUACCACAAGUAUCAGAAAUCAUUUCAUCAAAUACAACUAGUGAUGUAUUUAUUCCUGUAAUUGAUAAUGAUCACGCAUUUAUUUCACAUUCAGAGCUAUACAACACAGCGAUAUCAACUGAAAUAAAACCGUUAGAAAAAGAAAAAUUGUUUACACAAAACCAAAAAUUGGACAUUUUUAAAGCAGAAAUUAAAUUAAAAGAAGAUAAAUCUCUAAACAUCUUUGAAACUGUCUUAAAUGAUAAAGAACUGCCAUUAACAAUAAAAAAACCUUUCGAAAAACAGGCAUCAUUAACUCAGUCAUUAUUUGACGUUGUAACAAUAUCAGAACAUACAGUGAAUGAAUCUGAAAUUAAUCUUGAAUCAACAAUAAUACCAGAAGUACAAGUGGUCAAUAUAUCAUUUGAAAAUAAUAAUAAUGUUCAGGUAACUGAAGCAAAUAUUGUCGACACAGAAAUUGAUUUUUUAACACCUAUUCAAAAUACUGAAAAUGCUACAAUUCCUAAAUUAAUUACUCAGCCGGUUGCAAAUGUUACGGAAAUUAUAACUAGCAUGAAUGUUCAAGAAUUAACUCAAUUGGGUCAAUCUGAAUAUAACAUAGCAAGUGCAAACCAUUCAACAUUUAAAAGCAUUUUACAAACAGAGAUUGAUAUAUCAGAAUCAGAAGGUAUCUUAGAAAAACCAAGAUGUAUCGAAGAAAAGGCAUCAGCAAAAACUGAAACAUUAGAAAACAUAAUAAUAACAGAACCAGAAGUAUCUGAAAAAGAGGGACCACUUGAAGAGUUAAGAAAAAUAGAUUUGAGACAUGCAGAACUUUUAUUAGAAGAAAUUAAAUCUAGUAUCAUUAUUUCAAAUGUUGCCAGUGAAUUUAAAGAAACUGAAUUUAUUGUAGAACCAAAACGCAAACAUUCGGUGGCAAAAGUUAUUUCAGAAAACUUACAAGUAAUCACGAAUAGUGAACAAAAUGUUUCUGAAAAGGAGGGUACUUUAUUUAUAGAAAUUCCAAAAGAUGAAACUGCAAAUGUAACAUUUGAAAAUGCUCAGUCCGGAAUUAUAGUUUCAGAUAUAAUCCCCGAAAUCAAAGAAGAAUAUUUAAAAAUAAAAAACACAUCAUAUUCUACAGCGAAGUUCGUGACGGAAAAUUUUGAAAGCCUUAUACAAAAUGAACAAACUGUGAAUGAAAAAGAACAAAUUACAAGAUCUGAACCAAAACCAGAAAUAACUAAUGCAUUUAUCUCCAUUGAAAAAGCAAAUAUAGGAGCAGUUGUUUCCGAAGUUAUAAGUAAUGAUAAAGAAAGUGAUUUUAAUGUACAACAUAUAAGAAAAAUAUCAAAAGCAUCAAUAUCAACAGAAGAAUUAAAACCUUUAGUAACAACAGAGACACAACUUUUAUCGAACGUUGACGAACUAGAAAUACAAAAAAUACUUCCCGAUAAUACAGCUAACAUAAAAUUAGAAGAAUUUAGACACUUAACAGUACAUGAACUAGUCGCAAAUGAAACAGAAUCCAAAAUAAAAGAAAUAAACCAAAUCCAAUUCAAUAUAACUCCAACAGUCAACGAGGAUAUAAUCUUAGACUCUACUGUAAACCUAAAACAAGAAGCAAUAGACCAUCACAGAGCAUCGAUCACUGACAUACCAAUGAGCACAGAUGAAUUAGUUAACGACGGUUUAAAAGAAGAAUUGACUGAUGAAUUGAUCGACUCUCCGUUCGAUUCCAAUACAUCAAAACCAAUGGUCAAGCCUGCAGUUAUUGAUAAAAUAGAUACCACUCCUUUUAAAGAAGUUGAUAUUAAAGAAGCUUUUUCGACUUUAAAACCAAGGAAGAAAAAGUCAGUUUCUGAUGAAGAAGAAAUAGUUAGUGUUACGUUCAUUCCUAAACAAACUAAACCCAAUGAGAUAAUUGAACAAGAAUUUAGUAUCAAAGCUCAAACAUAUGAAGAAGAAGAAAUUUCCAUGACGGGCAAUGUAAAACUGCAUCGAAAGUCAGUUAUAGAAGAACCCAUAAAAACAUUAACUAUAAAUGAAACAAAGGAAAUUCAAUUCCUACCAGAGGAUCUUAUUAAGGAACUAAAUGAACAAAACUCACAUGAUGAAUAUGUUCAGCCUUAUAAUCCUAUUGAAAGAAUAAUAAAACCAGUAGAAGAGACUCUUGAUCGAGUCUUAACUGAUCAGGCUACCACUGAUACGCCAAAAGUAAUUACCAAUCAGCUUGAAACUGUUAAUGUUGAGCGUGAACCAAGUAGAAAACCUUCAAUAAUGAAAGAUGAAGCAGUUAAUGAUAUCACUAAAGAAAAUAUUGAAACUAUUGUGAAUGAAGCAGAACAACCCUUGGAUGAACAUGAAAUCAAAUUAAUACCGAAACCAAAACGAAAGACUUCUCUCAAAAAGGGAACAAAAGAAAAAUCUCCAGAACAAUCUUCUGUAGUGCUUAAACGACCAAAGAAAAAAGAGGAAAUACCACAAGAACCUACCAAAGAUGUUUUUACGAUUACAAAAAUAAUUGAAAAGCCAGAGGAAGUCCAAGAGGUAACUGAAAAAGUUGAUGUAAAAAUUGAACCUAAAAGAAAACCAUCAAUAAAGAAAGAAGAAGCAGCAGACGAGAUAACGAUUGAACAAAUUGAAACUAUUAUAAAAGACGAACAGCCAAAAGAAGAAGUUGAAGUAGAGUUAAAACCAAAACGAAAGACUUCUCUCAAAAAGGAAACAAAAGAAAAAUCUCCAGAACAAUCUUCUGUAGUGCUUAAACGACCAAAGAAGAAAGAGGAAAUACCACAGCAUCUAGAAGAGCAAGAAGAAAUGUUCACGUUUAAGAAAACAAUUGAAAAGCCAGAAGAUGUUCAAGCGAUAUCUGAAACAGUUGAUGUGAAAAUUGAACCGAAAAGGAAACCAUCAAUAAAGAAAGAAGAAGUAGCAGACGAGAUAACGAUUGAACAAAUUGAAAAUAUUGUAAAAAAAGAAGAAUUGCCCACAGAAGACAUUGAAGUCGAGUUAAAACCAAAACGAAAGACUUCUCUCAAAAAGGAAACAAAAGAAAAAUCUUCAGAACAAUCUUCUGUAGUGCUUAAGCGACCAAAGAAGAAAGAGGAAAUACCACGAGAACCUACCGAAGAUGUUUUUACUAUUACAAAAAUAAUUGAAAAGCCAGAGGAAGUCCAAGAGGUAACUGAAGCAGUUGAUGUGAAAAUUGAACUGAAAAGGAAACCAUCAAUAAAGAAAGAAGAAGCAGCAGACGAGAUAACGAUUGAACAAAUUGAAACUAUUGUAAAAGAAGAAGAAUUGCCCACAGAAGACGUUGAAGUCGAGUUAAAACCAAAACGAAAGACUCCUCUCAAAAAGGAAACAAAAGAAAAAUCUCCAGAACAAUCUUCUGUAGUGCUUAAACGACCCAAGAAGAAUGAGGAAAUACCACAACCUCGAGAAGAGCAAGAAGAAAUGUUCACGUUUAAGAAAACAAUUGAAAAGCCAGAAGAUGUUCAAGUGAUAUCUGAAACAGUUGAUGUAAAAAUUAAACCAAAAAGAAAACCAUCAAUAAAGAAAGAAGAAGCAGCAGACGAGAUAACGAUUGAACAAAUUGAAACUAUUAUAAAAGAAGAACAGCCAAAAGAAGAAGUUGAAGUAGAGUUAAAACCAAAACGAAAGACUUCUCUCAAAAAGGAAACAAAAGAAAAAUCUCCAGAACAAUCUUCUGUAGUGCUUAAACGACCAAAGAAGAAAGAGGAAAUACCACAGCAUCUAGAAGAGCAAGACGAAGUAUUCACAGUUAAGAAAACAAUUGAAAAGCCAGAAGAUGUUCAAGCGAUAUCUGAAACAGUUGAUGUGAAAAUUGAACCGAAAAGGAAACCAUCAAUAAAGAAAGAAGAAGCUGCAGACGAGAUAACGAUUGAACAAAUUGAAACUAUUGUAAAAGAAAAAGAAUUGCUUACAGAAGACGUUGAAGUCGAGUUAAAACCAAAACGAAAGACUUCUCUCAAAAAGGAAACAAAAGAAAAAUCUCCAGAACAAUCUUCUGUAGUUCUUAAACGACCAAAAAAGAAAGAGGAAAUACCACAGCAUCUAGAAGAGCAAGACGAAGUAUUCACAGUUAAGAAAACAAUUGAAAAGCCAGAAGACGUUCAAGUGAUAUCUGAAACAGUUGAUGUAAAAAUUGAACCUAAAAGAAAACCAUCAAUAAAGAAAGAAGAAGCAGCAGACGAGAUAACGAUUGAACAAAUUGAAACUAUUAUAAAAGAAGAACAGCCAAAAGAAGAAAUUGAUGUCGAGUUAAAACCAAAACGAAAGACUUCUCUCAAAAAGGAAACAAAAGAAAAAUCUCCAGAACAAUCUUCUGUAGUGCUUAAACGACCAAACAAGAAAGAGGAAAUACCACAAGAACCUACCGAAGAUAUUUUUACUAUUACAAAAAUAAUUGAAAAGCCAGAGGAAGUCCAAGAGGUAACUGAAGCAGUUGAUGUGAAAAUUGAACUGAAAAGGAAACCAUCAAUAAAGAAAGAAGAAGCAGCAGACGAGAUAACGAUUGAACAAAUUGAAACUAUUGUAAAAGAAGAAGAAUUGCCCACAGAAGACGUUGAAGUCGAGUUAAAACCAAAACGAAAGACUUCUCUCAAAAAGGAAACAAAAGAAAAAUCUCCAGAACAAUCUUCUGUAGUGCUUAAACGACCCAAGAAUAAUGAGGAAAUACCACAGCCUCGAGAAGAGCAAGAAGAAAUGUUCACGUUUAAGAAAACAAUUGAAAAGCCAGAAGAUGUUCAAGUGAUAUCUGAAACAGUUGAUGUAAAAAUUAAACCAAAAAGAAAACCAUCAAUAAAGAAAGAAGAAGCAGCAGACGAGAUAACGAUUGAACAAAUUGAAACUAUUAUAAAAGAAGAACAGCCAAAAGAAGAAGUUGAAGUAGAGUUAAAACCAAAACGAAAGACUUCUCUCAAAAAGGAAACAAAAGAAAAAUCUCCAGAACAAUCUUCUGUAGUGCUUAAACGACCAAAGAAGAAAGAGGAAAUACCACAGCAUCUAGAAGAGCAAGACGAAGUAUUCACAGUUAAGAAAACAAUUGAAAAGCCAGAAGUUGUUCAAGCGAUAUCUGAAACAGUUGAUGUGAAAAUUGAACCGAAAAGGAAACCAUCAAUAAAGAAAGAAGAAGCUGCAGACGAGAUAACGAUUGAACAAAUUGAAACUAUUAUAAAAGAAGAACAGCCAAAAGAAGAAGUUGAAGUAGAGUUAAAACCAAAACGAAAGACUUCUCUCAAAAAGGAAACAAAAGAAAAAUCUUCAGAACAAUCUUCUGUAGUGCUUAAACGACCAAAGAAGAAAGAGGAAAUACCACAGCAUCUAGAAGAGCAAGAAGAAAUGUUCACGUUUAAGAAAACAAUUGAAAAGCCAGAAGAUGUUCAAGCGAUAUCUGAAACAGUUGAUGUGAAAAUUGAACCGAAAAGGAAACCAUCAAUAAAGAAAGAAGAAGCUGCAGACGAGAUAACGAUUGAACAAAUUGAAACUAUUAUAAAAGAAGAACAGCCAAAAGAAGAAGUUGAAGUAGAGUUAAAACCAAAACGAAAGACUUCUCUCAAAAAGGAAUUAAAAGAAAAAUCUCCAGAACAAUCUUCUGUAGUGCUUAAACGACCAAAGAAGAAAGAGGAAAUACCACAGCAUCUAGAAGAGCAAGAAGAAAUGUUCACGUUUAAGAAAACAAUUGAAAAGCCAGAAGAUGUUCAAGCGAUAUCUCAAACAGUUGAUGUUAAAAUUAAACCAAAAAGAAAACCAUCAAUAAUGAAAGAAGAAGCAGCAGACGAGAUAACGAUUGAACAAAUUGAAACUAUUAUAAAAGAAGAACAGCCAAAAGAAGAAAUUGAUGUCGAGUUAAAACCAAAACGAAAGACUUCUCUCAAAAAGGAAACAAAAGAAAAAUCUCCAGAACAAUCUUCUGUAGUGCUAAAACGACCAAAGAAGAAAGAGGAAAUACCACAGCAUCUAGAAGAGCAAGACGAAGUGUUCACAGUUAAGAAAACACCCGAGAAAUCAAUGUUAUUGAAUGAAGAAUUCUCUGAAACUGUAGAGUUUAAAAUGAAACCAAAACGUAAUUCAUCGGUUUAUAAUAUAGAUGAAGGAACUGAGGAAUUAUUUCAAAUAGAAUUAAAACCCAAAAAGGAAUUGCAGGAUAUAAUAAUUUACGAAGAAGAAUCGUUAGAUUUUAAAGUUAAACGAAAGCCUUCAUUACAGUCUUUUAGUCAAGAUGGAGCUGAGUUGAAAAUAAUUCAAGAAAAAGAUAUUUUUGUGAAGGAUAAUUCCACUUUACAAGAAGAUAGUCAUGAUGGUGAGACAAUGUUUGCAAUCCGCUCAUACAUUGCUGAAAAUGAAGAUGCUUUAGACUUAGUUGAAGGUGAAAAAGUUUAUGUUAUAGAAAGCAAUAACCAAGAAUGGUGGUUUGUUAAAAAACAUUUAACAGAAGAAAAAGGUUGGGUUCCUUCUAUUUAUUUGAGAGAUGAAGCCAGCUAUAUGCGGUACGUACAAAAGAAAUUACAUGAAAAGAUUGAUAAACUACCAAUUUUCCAAAGACAUGCUUCAACAGAAAAACCUUCAGCUCCACGUUUUGUCGAAAAACUCCAACCUAAACAUGUGCCAGAUGGUGGCACUGUUCAGUUUGAAUGUCAUGUGGAAGGAAAUCCUAGGCCUCAAAUCACAUGGUUUAGGCAAACAGCAAUAAUUAAACCCUCUCAAGAUUUCCAAAUAUUCUAUGAUGAAGACAAUGUAGCAACAUUAAUUAUUAGAGAAGUUUUUCCUGAAGAUGCUGGCACAUUUACGUGUGUUGCCAAAAACGUAGCUGGAUUUGCAUCAAGUACUACGGAGUUAACCGUUGAAGCUCCAUUAUCAGACCAUGGUUCUGAUGUAACAGGUCUCUCCAGAAAGAGCAUGUCUAGAGAAUCGUCAUUAGCUGAUAUACUAGAAGGUAUACCACCAACGUUUUCACGUAAACCCAAAGCUACGUGUGCAUCAGAACACUCAGAUGUUAUAAUUGAAUGUCGUCUUGUAGCCGUGCCGGAACCAGAUAUAUUCUGGAAUUACAAUGGCAGAGAAAUAUCGAUCACAGAUUCCAUAAAAGUGAAUACAUAUUCAGAUAUGCACUUCUAUGUGAGCUGCAUUAAAAUUAAUGACGUUCUAAAAACUCAAGAAGGCGUAUACUCUGUAAUAGCAAGAAAUAGAGAGGGUGAGGCUAAAAUGGAUUUGGUUCUCAAAGUUAAAACUGGAUUACCAGAGAAACCACAAAUACUUGAACCUUUAUACGACAUAACUAUAAACGAGGGAGAGACUGCCGUUUUGAGUACUCAAAUUAGUGGAGAGCCCCAGCCUAUGGUCGAAUGGCUAAAAAACAGUAAGAAAAUAACAGAUAUCAAAACUUUCGUGACCAAAGAUGGUGUCCAUUCAUUAACCAUCGAUAACCCAACUCCACGUGAUUCCGCAAAAUACACUGUUAUCGCUUCAAACAAGCUUGGUAAUGCACAAACCACGUGUUUUCUGGCAGUUGAAGAACUCCCUGGUCCACAAGCGCCGCUGUUUAUUGAACGUUUCCAAGAACAAACCGUCAAAGAAAAAGGAACUAUAACAUUAAUUGCUAAGGUAACCGGAAAUCCAGUUCCAAUAGUUUCUUGGUUCAGAAAUAAUAAACCAUUACUUGCUUCAUCAAAGAAAAAAGAAGUAUUUGAUGGUGAAAAUAUAGUUUUGGAAAUCGUAAAUGCUGAUAGUGAAGAAGACGCCGGUGAUUACAAAUGUGUAGCAUCAAACACAUUUGGUACUGCCACACAUGGCGCUAGGGUGUCGGUUGAUGUACCACAAGUGAAAUUCACCCGACCAUUGACAGACGUGGAAGUAGAUGAAAAACAAUCAAUUUAUUUAGAAUGUGAAACAUCACACACAGUUUCCACAAAAUGGCAAUUGAAUGGCAAAGACCUCACUGGUAUGGAUCACAGAGAAUUGCACCAAGAAGGACGAUUCCAUCGUUUAAUUAUCAAAAAAUCAAGCAUUCUCGAUUCUGGAAAAUACACUUGUCUGGUUAAAGACCAGAUUACUUCCAGCAUAGUAGUAGUUCACGAUGUAAAAGCAGAGUUUGUUAAGAAACUUGAAGAUGUUGAAGUAAAAGAAAACGAUUGUGCUAUUUUGGAGGUUGAAGUUUCUUCAGAAACAGUAAAUGUUACUUGGCACAAGAACGGUGAAAUGCUUACGGAUGGUAUGAACAAUAAAGUAUUCUUUGAAAAGGAAGGUCAAACACGUAAGCUAAUUAUUCGAAGCAUAUCUGUUCACGAUGACGGUGAAUAUACGUGUUCAUUGGGUGAACAAGAAUGCACAGCAGAAAUAAAUGUUAUAGAACUUGCACCACAAAUAAUAAAAAAACUAAAAGAUCAAAAAGUUGCUACCGGUGAACAAGUAUUAUUUGAAAUAGAAUUAACUAAAGGUGAUGCAUUAGUUAAAUGGACCAAAGAUGGCAAGGAAUUACAGUUAAAUAACAAUGUGAGAUUAACCAUUGAUGGCAAACGACAAAAAUUAGAGAUAGUCAAAGCUACAAGAACUGAUACUGGGGUUUAUGGAUGUCAAGUUCAUGAACAAACUUGUACAGCAAAAUUAACGGUUGAAGAACCAAGAGCCAGUUUUGUGAAAAAAUUACCUGAUAUCACACUCGUUGUUCAAGGUAGUGAUAUUAAACUUACAGUUGAGCUUUCCAAGCCGGAUGUACCUGUAAAAUGGCUAAGAUCAGGUAAAGUUAUAAAAGAAUCUGAUAAAUAUGAAAUAAUUUCUGAAGGAGCCGUCCAUACUUUACUUAUUAAAAAACCUACUACUGAUGACGAAGCAGAAUAUAUAUGUACUGCUGUUAACGUAAAAACAUCAACGAAAUUAAAAGUUGAAGUUAAAGAAGAGCCACCCAAAAUAAAUGACCUUCCAAAAGAAUAUCGUUUGAAAAAUGGGGAAGAGCUAAACGUGGAUGUAACAUUUACAUCAACACCGUUGCCGACAGUGGAAUGGUUUAUCAACGGAAGUGUACUAAUAAAAACAAAUAGAGUGUCCUAUUCUAUUAGUGAAUCAUCGGCGAAUUUGACCAUCUCGAAGAUAGAAGAAGUAGACACGGGUGUCUUAACAUUAAAAUUAAAAAAUAUUUAUGGUGAAACUACUGCGGAUAUGAACAUUAUUGUUAUUAAGGUACCUGGAGAACCAGGUGUUCCAGAUGUUAUUGAAGUCACAGACACUUCAGUCACACUUCACUGGAAACCUCCACAAUUUGAUGGGAAUUCACCUAUUGAAGGUUACGUUGUUGAAUACCACGACAAAGAUGAAUUUAUGGUGUGGCAUAAAGUACAAGUGACAGAUACCACACACGAAGUCACAAGUUUAGUAACUGGACAUGAAAUAAUGUUCAAAGUGGCAGCGAUAAAUUGUGCUGGAAUAGGUCCUUCAUCACACAAUACAAAAUAUAUAAAGAUGGCAAGUCCAGGAUCAUUUACUCCACCCGUUAUUCAGGAACCUUUAUCUGAUUUAUCAAUUGGAAUGGGUAAAUCGGCAGUGCUCCAAUGUGUAAUUACUGGGAAACCCACGCCGGAUAUUAAAUGGCUUAAGAACAAAACAUUAUAUAAAACAAAGACAACGUCCUUUGAAAACCAUGUGGCUAAGUUGACGAUCGCCGAGUGCAACGAAUCUACAACAGGCACUUACACAUGCCAAGCAACCAACGGAGCCGGUACUGCGCAAACAUCAUGCAAACUCAGCGUACAAGAUGUACCUAAAAUUGAAGUCCGUGAAUCGGAGACUUCGCAAAUGAUUAGGGUGCGUAAUCAGUGGAAGGUCAAAGCUACAUACAAGGGUUAUCCAAAGCCAACCAUUUCGUGGCAGAAGAACAGCCAACCGUUACCGGUGGCUGAUAAACACAUAAGCGUAUAUGACGACAACGACGAAUGGUCAUCGACAAUAGCUAUUUACUCGGCGGAAAGACCUGACACCGGCGUCUACACAAUAACCGCAUCAAACGCUGCCGGCACGGCCACGUGCAAUCUGAACCUCAAAGUUAUUGAGCCGGCUAAGGACGAUAAACCAAGCGCGCCGCAAGGCCCGAUGCGCAUCAAAGAAAUCAACUCGGACUCUGUGACGAUCGAGUGGAACAAGCCAUCCGAUGACGGUGGGUUGGACAUAUCAGCAUAUCAGGUUGAAAGGUGCAACGUGGGCAAGAUGAUCUGGUCCAAGGUGGCUGACGUAGACCACGACGUGUCAGCUUACAGCGUGCAAAAGUUACACGAAGACGCCGAGUACAUGUUUAGAGUUUGCGCUCAAAACGCUGUUGGCGCAUCAGACUUUUUGGACAGCGAACCUGUCACCGUCAAAUGUCGAUACCAUAAACCGUCAGCACCACAGGGCCCUUUGCAGAUCACGGGUGUGACGGAUACGUCGUCAACAAUCGCUUGGUUACCACCUUUGGAUAAUGGUGGAAUAGCAAUCGAAGACUAUUGCGUAGAAAUCAAGGAGAUAGACAAAAAAGCUUGGAGAAAGAUUGGUUCCACGAAAGACUUACACAUAAAGAUGUUAGACUUGAAGAAGGGGUCGUCCUACGACAUCAGGAUUACGGCUAGGAAUCAUGUGGGCUACGGAAAACCAUAUCAACCAGACGAACCGAUUGUGGCGGGCAAACGCAUAAACUUUAGAAAUGGAAUAUCCGAUGAAACACUAUACGUGCUUAUGGGAAUAUUCCCGACCAGACCAAAAGUUUCCGCUUCACCGUCGCCGCCCACCGAAUUCACUGUGAGUGAUAUUACCAGCAAAAGCGUUACCUUGCAUUGGGGCCCACCAGAAAGUAAUGGUGGAUCUGAGAUCACAGGUUAUGUGAUUGAAAAGCAGCUGAACACAACAAACAAGUGGUUCAAAGUAGCCACGCUAGAACCAACCGUAAUGAAAUAUUGCGUAGAAAACUUGAAAGAAAAAUCGGAAUAUUUCUUCAAGAUCUAUGCGGAAAAUUGCAUCGGCCUUAGUCAACCGGUCGAAACGAAAUUAGUCAGUCUAUUAACCCAUGCCACCGUACCCUCGCCGCCAACCGCUCCGCUGGAAGUUCGGAACCUGAGUACCAAUGCAGUGAUCGUGGAAUGGGGCGUACCUGAAACGGACGGCGGUGCUCCGCUGUUGGGUUACAACAUAGCAAUUCGGGAUGAGAAGAAAACUAUGUGGAUGGAAGUCGGCCGGGUGGAAGCGGACGUGCAAAAGUUCAACAUCAAAGACUUACAGGAGAACCAUAGGUACCAAAUUAGGAUACUGGCUAAAAACGAAGUGGGUGUCAGCGAACCACUGGAAACUGAAGAACCGUACACCGUACAAAAACCGACAGAUUAUUACGAGUCGGACGUUGAAGAAUCGGUAAUGGAGUCCAAACCGUCUCUGACGCAAACAUCAGAAACCACUACGUCAUGGCUCAGAGACAACAACAUGGACGCAGACAUAUCGUCUUAUUCGAACGCUGCGUUAUUGAAGAGGAGCGAAUACUUUUUCCGCAUUUGGUAUUACGCGAGAACGUUAUUCAAAUAAUGGGCACGCGUCAUUAUUAUUAUUAUUAUUAUUAUUGGUAUUGUUAUUACCUAUUUUUAUUAUUACCUAUUACCCUUUAUUAUUACCUAUUUUUAUUGUCAAACUAACGUCAACAUAUAAAGAGAUGGAAAUGUUUUGUAUUGGCGUUCCCUGAGUCAAGACGAAACGUUUUCAUUAAUUUCUAUAAUAUGUUAUUGUUUUGUUUUUUUUUUUUAAAUGAUUGUGAUAAAAAAAAUUCUUUUUAAUUUUAGUUUAAUAAUUCCCCCCUUCCUUUCCCAAAUCCAUGUUCUUAAUUAUCUAACUCGCUUUAAUUUAUAAAUAAAAAUGGUGGUAACUUAACGUAUUAUUUAUAAAUUAAUUCAAGUUGAUAAUAUAAUACUUUAAAUUGUUAUUAUAAUAAGAUAUAAAUUAUUAUGAUUAUGACAUAUAGCUAUAUAAUAAUUGUAUAAUAAUUAUUAUUGUACCCCCUGUUAUUUUAGUGUUAAGGAAUAUAAUAUGUACCUAUAUCUAAAUAAAUAUAUAUUUUUUUAAUUACCUAUAAA
Messenger RNA from Metopolophium dirhodum (rose-grain aphid), 47595 nucleotides. Its product is annotated as titin. Lineage: Eukaryota; Metazoa; Arthropoda; Insecta; Hemiptera; Aphididae. The transcript is spliced from 108 exons. The record is from RefSeq and is a predicted model, not a curated record. Bases 767 to 47053 code for a protein of 15428 amino acids. Gene Ontology annotation, molecular function: protein binding.